This is a messenger RNA of Xyrichtys novacula (pearly razorfish), 72317 nucleotides long. The record is from the annotation of a GenBank genome assembly. NCBI's taxonomy places the organism in Eukaryota, Metazoa, Chordata, Actinopteri, Labriformes, Labridae.
AUGGCUAGUGUUGUAAGGGCAGACGUAACACUGGUCAGGAUUACAUUUCUCUUUAUCUACCUGAGUGCGGGCUUGUGUCAGCGUGACUGCACAGGUGUGGACUGUCCCCAGUUGGAAAACUGUAUUGAAGAAGUGCUGGAGAGUGGAGCCUGUUGUGCUUCCUGCCUGCAGAAAGGAUGCACAUGUGAGGGCUACCAAUAUUACGACUGCAUCAAUGCUGGAUUCAAGAAUGGCAAGGUGCCGGAGAGGGAGUCUUACUUUGUUGACUAUGGCAGCACUGAGUGCUCCUGCCCCGUAGGAGGAGGACGGAUCAGCUGCCACUUCAUCAGCUGCCCUGAACUGCCACCGAACUGCAUCGAGGUUUCAGAGCCUGCAGACGCCUGCAUGCAGUGUGAACGCAUUGGAUGCAUCCAUGAUGGCCAAAAGUAUGAGGCUGGACACUCUUUUCAUAUUGACUCCUGCCAGGUCUGCCAUUGUCCCAAUGAAGGGGGGGAACUGAUGUGUUACCCUGUGCCGGAGUGUGACACACACAAGGUCCAAAAAACAAUGCUGGCGACACCCAGAGAGGAGGACACGACUUAUCCUUACAGUUUUGACCAGCAAGGCCACAUAAGUCAAAUGUCUACUCUUCAUCACAUGAAUGGGACCCUCCCCCUUUUCAAAGAUUUGCCUUUAUUUAAAGAGGAACCAGAAGAGUAUGACUACGGCCCCAUAGACCCUCCAGAGAGCUACCGUCAGUCCCAGAUCUUCUCCACCCAGCUCCCCUCCUUCAACAAGGUCCGCACUGUGCCUCGAGGCUCCGACAGAUUUGACAGAACCACGGCCCUUCAGGACUUUGACAGACAAAGCAAGCUGGAGCUGAGGGAGCAAUAUGGAGUUCAUGACCAUCCUGAGGACAGAGAGGAAGUGACAGAAAGUCCCCCGAGAACCGACCACAGUACUGUCACACCUCAUACGCACACGGGCGCCACAACUUCUUGGCAGCUAUCGCAGGGUGUAGAGAGUGAGCAAAGUGAAAGAUUUAGUGAUCUAACCACACAGACAGACGCAGAAAAUCCAUUGCACAGGCUGAAAAGUUCAGAUAGUGUCAUAUUUCGACCAAAUCAAGGAUUAAGGACUGAAAAACACCCAGAGUAUCGACACACCAGUUCUCAGAAAUCAGUUCAUCAUCAGAGAAUCCCCGAGACGGAGACGCAUCACCAAAAGGCAUCAGAUAGUGUGACAGCCAAUGGAUCAAAGAAUCAGGUCAAUGUUAGUCAUCCGGUGGGGGGAGCAGCUAGUCAAACCAAUCAGCAAAGACAAUCAGAUAAUAAAGAGAAUUUUCCACUUUACAUGCUCAAAAGCCCAGAGAGUCCAAUCCAUCCCCAAGCAAGUUCAAAUGGACGGAGAGAACCACAGAGGACAUUGAGACUAGACAGAGAGGAGGAUGUAGAUGAAGAACAGAUGGAGGAAAAGGAGGAGGAAGAAGUGGUAACAUUUCAUAGUGUCACUGAGUCUGAAGGGAAGGAUUGGCCUUACAAGUUCAAUCCACCACAACAGGAGAGAAACAAUGAGGGGCCAGAGAGCAGCAAUCCAACCAGCAGCUACCAAAAGACAACACCUGAGCCCAGCACCAGCCCUCACAGGAAGACCGAGUACCUGACAACCCCCUCGGUGCAUUUCAUUACCACCACCACCCAGCAGCCACAAAGGUUCAAGCUGGAUGAGCAUGAGCCCAGCAGGGAGCCAGGUCAGAGGAAGUUUAACCCACACAGCACAGACCAGGAAAAGAGGAGGGAGAGAGAUGAAGAGAGGAAAGAUCCCCCUGUAGUGCUCAUCAAACCUGAUGGAGGUAAGUCCAGAGAUGAACUGUCAGUCACACCCUCACUCCCAGAAAGGCUCCUUAUAAUUCUGAAAGAUGAAAGGUGGUGUUUUUUAUUUAUAAAGGGUAAUUCUCCACAGUUUGUAAGUGACCAACAUGAGCAGAUUAUUAAAGAGUUCACAUGCUUCCUAUCAGUAAAAAAAUAGAGAUCUGAAAAAAAACACCACUGUUUGGCUGAGAAAGAAUGAAUUUACAAACACAGCUGUGUAACACAUCACCUACCUUUGUGUCCUUGAUAAGUCAAGUGUGGUGUGUGUGCCGCUUCAAGCUAUAAUCAUCAGCCAAUGAGUAUCAAGUUCAGAGUCAAAUUAAGGAUAUAAUUUUCCAUCACAAAAACAAUGACAAAAAUGAAACAUGUCUAUGUUUAGUCUGUGUGCAGACAGCAGCAGAUUUCCUCUGCUGUAGCACUGAUUUGAUUUAAAGUUGUUCUGUGGUCACCUGAUGAAGGCCGAACUUGAUUCUGCCAACCUUCCAGCAUGAACCAACUUUGUGUAUCUGCUGUUUCCUGCUGGGUGGAUUCGCAUCAGAUAUAGUCGUAAAAGGGCUGCUUGGGGAUACACUUUAGACAGACACCACUGAAGACUUAUUAGUGUGCGGUAGGUUUAGAUCAUGGGCAGUAAAAAAGGACAGGGAUGUGGUACAUUACACUCUGUAGGAACAGAGAGGUGGGGUUGAGACAGGCCUGUAGCAGGGCUGCAUGACUUUGGCCAAAAAUAAAAUCCAGAUUUUUUUCUCUGAAAACUCAAUUUUUGAUUAUUUUUUUUUAUUCAGUGACAACUUCACCAAACGCCUCUAAAAACAAAAUCACUGAAAUGGAUGUGGUGCCAAGCCAGUAAGUGGAGCUGUAACGCUGCACAGGAAAUGCCGAAAAGACAGAAGAAGAGUACAGAGCGUGUGUAUAUAGGUUGUUUUGGCCAAACGUGCAGGCGCCAUAUAGGAGUUAUAGGAGUGUGUAACGUAAUCAUUUCAAGAGAGAUGCAGAUAGGCAUCCACACUGGGAUGAAAUGGUAGUUGUUUACGGAUUUAUGCACUCUCCGACCUGUUUUCAAAAAAUACCUUUUCAGUCACCUGAAACACUGUUUCUGUGUGGAUGAAACGCUGAUACGACAAAAAACUUUUGCGUUUACUCCUGAAUUCGUUUCCGUGUGGGCGGGUUGAUUCCGCCCUCAGACAGACUUUGCAGCGGGGAGUGGUUUCCUCUUCAUCCAAAACAGCAAAAAAAUAACCAAUUCCACAUGAAUGACUCGCUCUUGUCCUAUUGAGCCACGAAAUUAUCGCCUUUUGCAAACGCCAUGUUUGUUUGGCCCGGUGAUAGAAAGAAAAAUCGAUUUGACUAGUUUAAUUUUUUUAACGUCGUCAUAAUAAAAUAAUCUGAUUACGAUAUGAAAUCGAUUAAUCUUGCAGCCCUAGCCUAAAGCCUUCCUGCUCACAGCUGUAGUAUGUGGUCUCCUGGGCCAUUGCAGCCAGUCUCAUACGGACUUCUGAAGAACUGCAGCUUUUAGCACUUCUGCUUCAUCCCUCAAGACCGGAGGCUGCCUCUUGGUUUUGACAUAAGUAUACACUGACUGCUGCAGACAUUCAUAUUUUUUAAUUAUAUCGCUUAAGCUCUAAAAUUUUUCCUGCCGUACAGCCUUGUUUGAUUGUUUUGAACCCAUAAAUCAUUUCAAACUUCUCUUCCUAAUAUUUUGAUUUUAUAAUAUGGUCUUCCUGGAACAAUAUCCCUCUUUCUGUUGAGUUACCAGCCAGACCAUAUGUCAUGAGUGGAUGGAAGGCGAGCAGACACUUGCUGGUCCCCAGGUAUCUGAACAGGAAUAUAAAUAACCAGAACAGGGUCCAUCUGGAGAAGGGAGUCAAACACUCCUCUCAUGCUGGACAUCCCCUCACAGCAGUCCUAUACCAGUCAGCACCAUCUCUCAUCCAGCGCACUGGGCCUCGUUGCUGUUUUACUGCCUGUUGCCUCAGCUCUCCCACAGGAGACGAACAUGGCUUAAGAAUCUGGAUUUGGUAAUAAAUUCAGCCCAAACUUUCAGAUGCUCGCCUUUCCGAUUUGUGUUCAUGAUGUAGAAGUCUUACUGAAAUGAUUCAGAAAUAGUGUGUUAUUGAAUGUUUCAGCGUAUCAGAGUUACAGCUAUGUUGGUGUAAAAGAAACAGAACGAGGAGUGUGUAAAGUCAGAUUUUUGGACUUUGGAAAGGAGUGAUUACAGUUCAUGCCAAAUACACAGUUCUUCAGUUUUCAUCAGAAAGUGUAAAAACAUCUGUUCCUGUACUUUUCUUCAUAAAUGAAAAUCUAAAAGCUCUAAUGAUUCACGAAACUUGUUAUAUGAACCGCGGUGCAGUGCAACACAAAGGACAUUUCUUUAGUUGAAUAUGACAUGGACUGCUGUUUAAACAUUGGACUGAAAUAGUCGAGCGGGUCAGUGCACUUUAUGUGGGAUGGCGGAGUUAUUUGAUCUGGUGCUGGUGCAUAUGAAAUUGCUUUAAAGGAGAAGCACAAGGUACUAGCAGAUCCAGAUGUUGGUGCCCUGGAGGGAUUAUACCCUGGUUACACUGUAGACUAACAGAAGUUUGAUCUUAGCUACAAAGUACUUGUACAGUAUCAAACAACGCAAGGCCUAUAGGAUAUGUUUUAAACACUCUGGCUAACCUGUAGACCUCAAUUUAGUGGUCAUCACAGGUACAGGGUGUCAUUCUGAGGUUGUAUAGGCAAGACUGCAGAGAGUGAAUUAAGCAGGCAUCAAGGUUAGCAGGACUCAAAGUUAAUCACCCGUUGUGCAAGCUGACAGAAGUUGAAUAGGUGACUCUUUUUAAUAAGGAUUUUUUUUUUUUUUUUUUUUUCUGUAUCUAACGUUUCUUCAGACAUGGUAACUCUGCCAAAUGAAGUGCAACAGCAGGUAAUCUGUGUAGUUUGGGCUCAUCUAGCUGGAGUUAGGUGGACUAAAGCUGCUGUGUGACUUGCUUGUAGCAGUAAAACUACAGCUGUAGGACCUGGAGCGAUAUGAUCUGCAGAUAGAACUGAAUACUGGUGUUGGGACCGAUUUGCAAAAUCGUCAUAAAUAGGGCUCCAACGAUUAGUCAACGUUGUCGACAAAAAUCGAUAAUGAAAAAAGUCUACAAUGAAUUCUAUUGUCGACUAUUGUCGCCAAACGUAUUUUUUUCAAGUGGAGUGAGGCAUCUUACUUCAAUACGAUCUCUGCCUAGAGUCACACAUGCGCAAAAGCAUCUCCGCUGACCGGUAGGGUAUUCAAACAUGGUGGCACCGGUGUCCUAUACACCACUCCCAUACAGCAGCUAUGAGUAGGUGCUUAAAAACCUCCAAAGUUUGGGAGCACAGCCUACAUAAGACGGAAAAAAAAAUACUUGUUAGGUUUGCAAAGCAGACCUUGUGUAUCAUGGCAGCAGGUAGAACAUUUGAGAAGAAGGCAUGUAAUUAUCCGAUUAGUCGAUUGAUCAUUUCAGUAGUCAGUGACUAGCCGACUAUUAAAAUAGUCGUUAGUUGCAGCCCGAUUCACAAAACAAGCAAAGCCUAAGUUAGUUGAGUUAGCAUCAAGCUUCCAAAAGGAAAAAUUUGCCAUUACAGUAAUACCUGCAUAUUUCUGCAAAAACAGUCAAAGAAACAGAGAUACUGUAUGUCCGAGUACAGGUAGUGAGGGUAACCAUCUUCACAUUGUGUUAAAAAUAAGCAAACAAUAAUAUUGUGACUUUGUUGUAGUGGUCCAUUACAUAGGACUGAUAGAUGAAGAAGAACUGAGCAGACGUUAGCCAGCCCUCUGACAGAAGAUAACAAACUUUGAGGGAAUCAGAAAACAUGUUUUGAGAUUGUGCCUCUUGCAGUUACUAAUCAUUUAUUCUUACUCACAAGUUUUCAAACAUUUCAAAAAAAAAUUUCAGAUCUCCAAAUUACAAUCUAACAGAGGUAGUAUACUUUAAAAUAAAAGCAUAGUUUGACAACACAGGACAUAAAGUAACGUGGAUGCAAUGACAGCAGCAGCUGAGUUACAGGACUGAGUAUCAGCAGUUUGACAGCAUGUUACGUAAGUACCUUUACAGAUUUUACAAGAGUUUGGAGAGUUGACCAAAGCAGAAGAAAAAAUGCAGUUGAUGAGAAAAACAAAGGCAGGGGAUCUGAGGUAAAGCUAAUCGUUUGACCAUGAUUGUAUAACCUUGUUCAGUUGACAAACGGUACGAUCGUUUUAGGACUGAGGCCCUGGGUUGCGCAGCUGCAGCUGAGCUGUUUGAUGAGGCGUUCGCUGACAUGACCUUUUGUUGAAGACAAACACCUAACAUGCCGGGUUAGCAAAUAGAUGAUAUAAUGAUGCGGUUCUUAAUUUAUUAAGAGGCUUGUCCUUUUUAAUCUAUUUCUUAAUGAGAUCAUUUUAUUACCUGUUAACUGGCUGACACAUUUGAUCUAUUCUCAGGUCGUUUGCACAUUGACUCGUGGUAAUGAGAAGGAACUUGAGGACAGCAGACCAGCUGCCACACCUCGUCAGGGUCCCAAAGCGUCUUCCUAAAAGUGACACAGCACUGUGUCCUCUGUAGCAUAUGCAGGAGGAUAAGCUGAGGAGAGGAGUUAUCUGUCAGGGUGACAGGGUGCUUUAAUUCCAGAUAAAGUGCUUCCUCCAGAUAGAAAGGCUCUGGACUACAGACAGGUGGCUGCUCACAAUCUUUUAGUGGAGAUUGAAGGAAAGGCCGGGCAGGCCCUGGCUCUGAGGCAGCUGAUAACACAUUUUAUCAGUUCUGAUGGCACAUCUUCUCAGGAUAGCAACAACAAAGCAUGCAGGAUUGGGCAAAUGUCUUACACAGACCAAUUUAGAAGAAACAAAGAGUUUCUUUUCUUGUCAUCUUUUGAGGUAGGAGGCAGAGUUUGUCCUUAUCAGCACUUAUCAGCUUGAGAGAAACAUGUGGUUGUGUUUUGGCAUUUGUGACUCUAUCGUAGGUGUUCACUCUGAAUGUAAAAAGAGUCUGUUUUGCUUAUAAAUGAGUGUUUGAACAACAUCACACUAAACAGUGUAUCUGUUUUUAUAAACUGAAAAUCUAAAAACCUGCAUUUCAUUGACAAGAACUUUGCAUGAGGCAGAAAUUGUUUUAUGCUGUACAGCAGUACAGUGUGUCCAAUGGCUGGCUCAGACUUGCAAUCUGGCAUCUCAAAGAAACAGCAUUUGGGCCGGUCCAAUGGGCAGUAAGGUUGGGACCAAGAAUGUGGGAAGAAUGAUUUGUGAGAGAAAUGUCAGGGCUGAACUGCAGUUUUUGUUUGCAAGGCUGUGCUGGCUACCUAUUGUGGUUUUUGGCCAGACUCUAGGUGCUUGUAGUGGGAGGAAAGGGAGGAGGAGAACAAGUUGUAAUUUAAAAAUGAGGAAUCCGCUUUUGUCAACCUUAAAACCUGUUGUCUUUGGUAAUGCAGUCAGGACCUCCCUCAAUCAUAUUGUGUUCCUCAUCCUACCUGAAAUCAAAGAAGUUCACAGGUAUGAUAAAAUGGUUUGUCAGUGUAUUUGUCUUUUACAGUUCCGGCUUUGUAAAUGGGAGAAAUGACUGAUAACUGAUACUAGAGGAGCUUUCCUAGACAAAGCUUUGCAGUCCAGGUAAGGCUACAUCAGCCAAAACAGGGCUUCAAACAACAGCCUGGUGAUUUAAAUCACUAAAAAAAGAGCUGGACUUCCUAACACUAAGAACAUCUACGCUGUGAUUAGUUGAGAAAGAGGACUUGAGUGAGAUUGUAGGGCCUUUAAAUGUUUGAAGCAAUCUUAUUGGAUGUGAUGUGUUGGGAUUAAAUCUUUGACUGGACUUAGACUGGGACCUCUUCCUUAGCAGCAGAUGGAAAGGUGGACAAUUGGAUUUCCACUUGUUUUAACAGCAAUGUUUAGUUUUGCUGUAUGAACCAAGUCACCCAUUAUAAAAUUAGUGUCUUUGUUAACUGAUAAAGGGUUAACAGGGGUUAUAUUUUUAUUUAGCCUACUGUGCCCAACAUCCACCUGAGACUUUAGUCAGAGAUAACACUACCUGUGAGUGACUCCUCAGGUGAUCAGUGACUAGGGCUGUAAUCAACUCAAGUAAAUCUUGGUCGAUUAAAACCCUGAAACUAACCAAAAAUCGACUAAACUGGGGUUCCGACUCUGAUGACAAACCCUUCUGUGGUGGAGGAUUAUGCGGCUCAGCGGGGUAAAAAUAUACUGAUAUCAGGACUCAUAUGUAAGUCGAAAAGCUCUAAAUAAAAAUAAAUAUUCAGAAAACUACCGGACACCAGUUAAAUGUGGACGCUCUUCAAUCUUCUGUCUCCAGUGGGUUGGGUGAUUCCAAAAUGGUGAAAACAAGGGGGGUGUUCUGAGACAGGCUGUUACCUGUGAAAUGGGGGUGCUCUGAAAAGACCUCCAUUAGCACUCGGUACGUUCCUCCUGAUGAAAUUAACCACAGACUGUAAAAAAAUGGAGUUGACCAAUCAGAACUUUGGUCGACUCAGCAUGUAUCGACCAAUAAGUCAACCAGUCGACUAAGACUUUACAGCCCUAUUAGUGACAUAUUUACUUUUUUAGCCAAAGGUCGGGCAAGCUAAUGCUAGUUAAUUUGAGCUUGCAUACAUGCACAGCAGCAACUGAACAGUUUGGCUGGCACUGGCUACUGAAUUCUAGCAUUAGCUAAACUAAACUAACUCUGCGGCUCUACAGUAUCAAGGGAUGCAGGUUUUUUAAAUGUGAAUGAUUGUUUGUUUGAAGGUAUUCAACAGCACAAGCAAUAGGUUGUUUGUUGAGGGGCUGAUCAGCAGAUAUCCACAGGCUAUGAUAGAACAAGAAAAAUAAAAAAAGGACACAAGUUUCACUACCCUGUCUGUCAGAAUGACUGACAGUGAAUUAGUCUGGUCCAGCCUCUGAUGGAUUCAUUCCUUUCCUCAGUACAUCAGCUGAAAGAGUUAUGGAUGACAAUACACAACAAGGUUACAGCGUUUCUUGGAUCCAGGUUGAGGUGAGCUGCCAUUUUUCAUUGGAACUGCUAAGAGGUGAAGAUUUAGGAAAGUCUCAGUAUCUUAACCUUCAGACCUGCAGUCGGUGACGCCAGCUGUUUCAGAGUGGAUUCAUGAGAACUGAGUGUGGGAGUUUCACAAUGACGAAGUGUCUCUUUACAUCUAGAAUAACUCUGACAUACUCAUCAGUGGGUUUAAAGUUCAACAAUAGAGCAGCUGGCCUCUUGAAAGCGGUUUUGUCUCUUUGCUUGUGAGGAGAAAAUAAUUGGUGGAACAACUUUAAGAUCUUGCUUUCUUACAUUAGUAGUAAUUUUCGCUCUAAUACUACAAAAGAGAAACAAUACAGAGAUGGACUUGGUUGGUAUCAGCCAAGGAAAAUGCAGGAUGAUAACCCCAGAUCUGUAUAACUGUUGUGAUAUUCAUUUGCAUUGUAUGUUACUUGAUAAUGUUCAAAUGUGAAAGUAGAGGCAGAUUAAUUUAUGGGUCAGGUUGAGCCAUCAGGCCAGUUAUUGGCAUUUUAAAAUGAACCGCAGCUGCCAAUGCCUGUGUUCACAUGGACUGUCUAAAAGAUAAAACAAGACAUUGUAGGCACCAUGCAGUGGUUGUUGUCGAACAGUGUUUACUUCCCCUAACAUGAUACAGGGUUUCCCCUAGGAUUUUUUUAAGCUGUGGUGCUGGGCUGCACGGGAGGCAGACAGCUGCGCUAUGUUGUGCUACUGCUGCUUCGCUGGCGGCAGCGAAAUUGUUUUGUAUCAUGACAAAUAAGGAUUUUUAUGAAUAACAGUUAUUUAUUUUUUGCCAGUCUUGAACAAAAAUAAGAGCAUUUCUACCAUUUCAACCAUACUACCAUUUCUACUGGCAAAGCUUGCAUCCUUUCUGAUAGCACUUCAUUUUUCUUGAUUUAAAAAAAAAACAAUUUGGGCUCUCUUAUACGGGAACUCAGCAAGAGGUGGCCCAUUUAUGGUCAUCAUGAGGCAUGCUGCCAGAUGGUCCCCCUGCAGCCUGUUCCUCAGGUCUGUUUUCACCUACACAAAAAUAUAAUAAUAAAAAAAGAUCUGGGAAAUUAAGACAAACAAACCAUCUCCAACAUGAAUUGUACACAUGACCAGAUAUCUUACUCUGUUCAUUGUAGAGAAAUCUCUCACAGUUCACUGUAGAGAUGGGCACUGUCAACGCAAUGGCAGACAGCUGGCUCAAGCAAGGGUACAGCAGUCCCCAUUCAUCAGUCUGUGAUGCCAUCUUUGACAUCAUGCUGACCUGGUCCAUGUUCUGAAACACCUAUUAGGACUACACUGAGAGUAGGACUACACAUAUCACACCUGAGAGUACAUUUUAGUUUAUGUUAUGUUUAGUAAAAUGUUAAUUUUCAAUGUUUAUACAUAUAUUGUGCUGGUCAUUGUCUCACCCACUCUCUUAUAGUUGAGAUCAGCUGUUAAAAAAAAAGUAUUGGCCAUCCAUUAAAAGAAAGAGCACUGAAAUAGUGCAUUCUCGGCAAAAAAAAAAAAAAAGAAGAAGAAAAAAAACAGAUUUAAAAUGUGAUUAUUAUUUCAACACAAACACAAUCCUUUCCCUGCAGGUUGUGAAGUUUUAUAAUAUUUAUAACACAUACUUUUCUUUGUGGAAACAUUCCUGUUUAACCUGCUUCAGGCUUUCAACUUUUUGGUAUGAUGUAGGAAUAAAUAUUUAGCCUUGAGUCUAAAUAACUGGGCAGAUAUUCUGAUCAAAAGCCAAUGAACAGGAGCUGUUUUACAAGACUUUUUAAUAAUGGCUCGAGCAGCUAGGCGAAGGGCUGAUCAAGGUGAAGUAUUUACAAACCAAUGAUCAAACUUUUGGUACCAAAACAAAAUCCCAUACCAGGACACUUUAUUAUCCGAGAGGAAAUGGAGGAGAUCUAGUUGUGAAAAUAAGGAGUUGUAGUCACUUGAACCUGGAGUCUGGAACAGUUACUUUUGAUGAAGAGUUAGAUUUUAUUGCAGCGAAAUACUUCACUUAUCACAGUCAUAUACUGUAAAUGAUGCUCAGUCUGUUAGACAUUUGAAGCAGUCUGUCAGGCCAAUGGAGUGGCUGGUCAAUUAAAUGAGGAUGAUUUAUUUGGUCAGAUGGAUGUCUCACACUCUCUGUCCCUGGGCCCAGGUGAGUCAGACUUGAAGUGUCUUCUUAAAGGUUACUGUCAUGAUAAAUCCGGCUUGAUGAAAACAGCUGUCUGGGGCUUUAGUUGCCAUCUGUUACAGGUCCCAGCUUUGGGAUUCCUGUUUGUGAUGUCCCGAACUUAACCUCAGAAUAAAACACUCUAGGUCUAUCACAAUGAAAAACAAACGACUGUCAAUUUUUCUUGCUUUCAACAACGGUCUCUUCCAGCUCGUGUCUGAUUUAAUGGGCUGAAUACCUUCAUAUUGAUCUGUUAGCUAACAGCAGUGCUGACCGAGUCAUGAGAAACUUGCAUGGUUUUAAACAUGUUUAAUAGCCAGAGUUAACUGCUCCCUUUAGGCCAGUGAAAACUCUCAUGCUUGUUAUAUUUCCCAUCAGGGGUCAUGGGUUGAGGGUGAUCUCAACUGUCAUUGAGUGAGAGGCUAAGUAAACCCCAGACUGGUCGCUAGUCAAUCACAGGGGACACAAAACCAAAAAUACACUUACACCUAAGGGCUUCAGAGUGACCAGAUAACCUAAAAAAUGGAUCUAUUUCAGUUCAAUCCUGGUGAUCAGCUGUGAGCAUAUUUACUCGAUUAAACAUGGUGGAAAUGUGCGUGACAACAGCCAAUCAGAGUCGAGCUUUUAUGGCUCACUUCUGUAAAUUGCCGCAGAGUAACAGGGGAAGUUUACAAACAGAAUGACCAACGUGGGGCUAAACACGGAGCUGACGGCAGCAAAAUAGAUGUCAGCCCUUCAUUGCUUUGAUUUUUCACGUGCUUUGUGUCAUUCUCCAGCGCUAAAAUAAGAUUCUGUAACAUAUUUUAAUAUCAUGAGCAUGGCUUUCAUAUACUCUUACUAUUUAUUUCAGAUGAUAUCUGGCCAUAUAGAUCGACGUGUGCUCAAUUUGGGCUAUUUUCUGGGAGUUAAUUAAUUUUCGUGUAUUCGAAUAUUCGGUUUCAAAAUGGUCGUUUAACCGUCAGUGAAAUUAACCAAUGGGAACAUUCCUACUUUAGAUCGUUUCUGCCUACUUUUUGUACCGUCUGCCAUGUUUUUUUCCUCAAAGUCUCUGUUCUUGUUCCUGUAGACUGCCUCUCACAAGACCAUUUUUCAAGGCACCCGGAAGAAAGGAAUCAUUAUUUGAAUCGUUAAUAUAUAAUGUAAUCAAUGUCAAUGAAUUGAACCUUUUGAAACUAGUUCUCGACAAGAACCAGUUCUCGAUUCCCAUCCCUAGUAUUGUGACAUCCUGAGUCACUGCAAGGGGAAUUUCCUCUAUCCAUUGACUCCUAGUUUGGAGUUAAUAAAAAUUUGCAGGCACUACAGGCUUGCUUUCAUGUACUGUUACAGCUAAGUUUUGAACAAGUGGUGUGUAUCACUAGGCCGGUCUCUGUAUCUAAGCCUAAAGCAGCCUGGAUCAUUCAUUUUUGAGGCUUCUGAAGACAUAAUCCUGCUGAGCACAUGCUUCCAUUGCACUUUCAUUGGAAAAUCUACUUCUACUCUUAUUUCUGGGUCUAACAUUCACUGUGAAACUUAGCCCGGGAAAAAGUAAACACACGCCUGUUUGGUCUGCGUGCUGGAAAACCUUCUGUAGGAAUUAAACAUGAUGACAGCCGUGACAGACCUUGAAAAUAACCAAAUUUGAAAAGCUUGGAAAUUGUGCAAAAGAGAGAAUCUGGAGAUGUUUUUGCCUGGAUGCUUUCAAGUUUGACCCUCACAUGGAUAUUGUCCUUCCACAGUAUUGAGUCCAAAAGUCCAAACUGGAGCUAAUCUGAUCACAGGGAUAGGAUCAGUUUGAUACAGAUCAGAAUGUGGAGUCACAGUAUUUAUCUGACUGGAUGAUUGACGCUGUGCUCAUCACAUCUUAUUCCUCAGCUAUGAAGAUAUGGCAUGGGAAACAUAUUUAGAUAUUUUAUUUAUGUGUAUGUGACAUUUGCCAUGUACUCACACACUGAGUAUGAGAGUAUAUUUUUUCUCAGUAUUAGUGGGGUUAAAAAACAUAUCAGUAAAUCUCAUAUGCUCAGGAUGAUUCAGACAGCUGCAAGAGUGAAAAGAACGCUCUGGAAUCUUGUGGUUUUGGCACAGUGUUGGUUAUCCAGAUGAUGAACUGGUUUGUUUCCUGAGGUCAUCGAGAAACAUAAGCCUUAUUUGAGACUGUUUCCUAAUGGAGAUAAAAACACAUUUAUUAGGUUAUACCACUGAUUAUUUGUAUAAAACUGAAUGUCAUUGAGAGGCCUGUAACAUAUCACUGGCUAAUGGUAAGGGACCUUUGUUGAACAGUCAUCACAGCUUAGCUCGAACAGAAACAUGCAUGUAACUAUACCACCAUAAUAUUCUGUGAAAUAGGGCUGCACGAUAUAUCGUUUGAGCAUUGUCACUGCGAUGUACGUGUUCGCGAUAGUCAUAUGUCAUGUCAACUCAUCUAAUUUCAAGGGAUUGCUGACUGAAAUACACUGCAUGUGACUCUGCAUGUGCUGUGCAGCGAUCCACCAGUCACAUUCAGUCUUUACUCAGUUGCUAAUCAGACUACCCUGCCAGCUGUCAAUCAAAAUCAGAGAGGAGGAAACCACGCCCCUGUACAUGGAGUGAGUUGCUGGCGCUGCUGGUGUUGUGCCGAGAAAUGCCUGUCCGUUGAUAAUUACUUUUGGAAUAUUACUCAUCACUGUUUAGCCCCACAAAUAAGAACUGCAUGGGUUCUAAAUUGUACAUUUCCGUGGACCACUCUAUUAUCCAUAAGCGGUUCCUCGUUUUGCGAGGUGUAUGCAAACCUAGGCUGUCAUGUGUUUCUCGGCACAACACCGGUAACAACAACGAUUGCAAAAUGAGCAACGAGCAAGAGAAAACCACGGAAAAUGAAAACGUCACUUAUCUGGAAUUAUUUCGGUUACAGGAAGGAUGACGUUGACCCAAACACGUGCUCUGUGUCGGCAGUGCCUUUCAUCUGUUGCCACAAUAACGUCCCAGAACAAUAAAAGCUAAAAAUAUCUCAGACAGACAGAAGCCAUUCUACAAACAUUCACAAAAAGAGGUAAGAUCAGUGCAGGUAAACUGUCCACAAAAUUUCAGCAGUGAAGUGCUAUUCAGGUCAUCAGGUUAAAAUUCCUGUAUUUUUUGAUAUCACAAUUUAUUUGCAGGGUUGAAAAAAUUUGCGAUGUUCUUUUUUUCCAAUAUCGUGCAGCCUUACUGUGAAAUGACAAGAAAUUGUUCUCUGCUGGGAGGUUCUUGACAGUCUAACAGCGGGAGACUACUUGUUGCGAGGCCCCUGCAGCCUGAGAAGUGUGUCAAAAACCUUUAAAUGUCAAUUCGCAGUGAUGGAAUAGGAGUCCCCGGUGCUGAUAAGUAUCAGAGUCAACUGCCUGCAGGUUUAUGAUGUCAUCUGACUUAGAGUUGUAAAACGUGUUAUUACAUUCUUAAUAAGAAACACAAUAGAGGAAAUAAAAGACUCUCUGUUGAAGAAAACAUGUUUUUUUUUUCCUAAAAAUGAAUCCUCUCUGGCUCCUGCAUGCUUCCCCAACCACAGUGCAUGAUCCAGACUCAAGGUCUCAGACAGUCUCUAGAGAAAUACUGCAAUCAAAACGCCAGUCACACUCUCCAGACCUGACUGAGAGGAUGGUCAUGGAAUGUGCUCCUCACAAUCUGCUCUUGGCUUUCCUCUCUGCCAAACCACGGAGAAGUUUUCACAUCAACAUAUCUGCAGGAUCUCUCUCAACCCCUUGAACAAAGCUCAUCUAGCAGAUUGUCUCAGGCCAGCAGAGGUAUUUGCAUUUGUUCAGUCAAUACAAGACAACAGUUUCCAUCUGUUCACCUACAUUACUCUGCUACUUCUUGGAUAUAGCAUAGCAAACUCUGAGCUUGUGCGCUUUGGGAAAAUGUGACUUUGAUUAGUAAUGUGGACUCUAUCCAAGCAGUGGAGUGUGUACACAGAGCUCAAAAGACUGGUCCAUUGUCUGGAUUAGUGCCGGAAAUGAUUUCCCUCUUCAAGGAAUUACGGUACAGGCGGUCCAAACUGAGCUUCACAGUAUGUGUAACAUAAUGACCGACCUGGACCGGAUUUCCUUGCUGAGCAGACAUUCAUCUUUUUUUCAUAUCUCCAAAGUUGUGCGCCAUGUCUGAGAAUUAAACUCAUACAUCCAGUGAUUGAAAGCUCAUGGACUCAGGGUGUUUACAUUUUCUCCACAUUAAUGAUUUUCAUGGGGUCUCUCGCAACUGUAAAAUUUGCAGUAGUCCCAAAGAGAUCGGGAUCUGUCUGCGCAGUAUUUCCUGGGAUUGUCAACAUCGCCCCAGUUCCUGUGGAGGAAAAUGCAUCAAACAUCAACUUUCUUGAUGCAGUUCUCAGUUAUCCCCAAACAGGCUUGGUCAAAUACUGCUUUUUGGAAAAAAAGUGGGCAACAGAUCCAAGAAAACAUGGAAGGGGUGAGAGGAAAACAUGAAUACCCUGAGAAAUACACUUACAUUUGUAUCAAAUUCCUGCAGUUUGAGGGAAUAAUGAGUGGAAAAUGCUCAAUUUGUAACAGACUUUGGGAUUCGAAGUUUCAGAUCACAUGGAGUUUGUAUUCAAAAGGGCAGCAAGUGAAGCAGUCAGGUUGUACAGAGACAGUGUAGCCACAGUGUUAGAUAUUCACACAUUCACCAAAGGGGUUUUUAUUCCAGAGAUGAUAAGCCUAGAAGUAGAGCAAAGAAGUCGGUAACAGAAAGUACUCAGUCAAGGUUAAACUAGGAAGUAAGGAUCGAACAAUAUGUUUUUUUUAGGGCCAAUAUCGAUUUGAUCACUUGUAACCAAGGAAACCAAUAACCGAUAUUUAGAACCGUUAUUUAUUUGAAUGUGUAUUUUGGUAUCAAAUUAUGUGUGAAUAAUUUGCAAGUUUAUAUGUUUUAACCUGUAUGUAUCCAGUGGGUCUAAUGAUUUUGCGUUUUGAAACAGACGUAUUUUAUUGGCUAUGGGUGGAAAAAACUGCAGAUUAUUGUAAAAAUGCUGAAUAUCAGAUAUUAUCGGCCUUGCUGAUUGUUGGUUGAUCCUUACUAGGAAGUCAUGCCCUAAAAAUGAUGUUCAGUUACUCUUGCUGACAUAUUUAAUUGACCUGUAGUAUCCCCCCACCCCAUGAGAACAAAAAUACUGCUCAGCUUUAUAGUUGAUGGUCUGUCUAUGUGUGGGAAACACUGAGCUGGAUGUUUAGACAGUCUACGCUUUGUUUUAUUUUCAUUUCCACACUCGGGACAUUUAUCGCCUUUUCCCCUUCCUUCAUGAUUAUGGAUGUAAAUACCUUAGGUCCACAUUACAGCAUCAGCAGAGGCAUAAACACUCAGUAUGUUUGCAUGUUCAAAAAUCUGAUGAAGUGUGUGUUUGACUGUUAAUAUGUUAGUGACAGGUGUAAGUAAGGGGCAUAGGGGAAAGAUUCCCGUGUAGAGCAAUCUGAAGAGAUGAUCCCUGUUCAGGGUCUAAGAGAGACAGUGUUUGUUUUCUUGGCUCAGCACCAUGUCAUUAAAACCAGCUCAUCCUUUCUAUGACUCCAGCACCAGGCUGUCAGUAUGCCCCUCAUUCCAGUUUCUAAUUACGCUAAAAGGUCACCCAUGAAAACUUGAAAAGGGCUGUGACAAAUAUGAUUCGGAUAAAAAAGUAACUACAGCCAUGUGCAGUUUGUCUUUAGUGCUUUUGCAAUUCCAGCUGCGGCUGGUUUCAACCAAGUACUUCCUGUGACUUCAGAGUUGAUAAAAAACAGCAGGAGCACAUAUUUGUUUUGAAAGCCUGCUUCAAAAUGGAAAAUUAAAUUGUGUUUUAAGGUGAAGUAGGAGAAGAGCAAUUUUAGAGCAGGCAUUGUGUUCAAAGUUUAAACUGGUAAUUAAAACAGUCAUCUCCAGCAUCACACUUUUACAGCUGUGUUUGUAGAUUUAACACUGUUGUUGACAUUCAAUGGAAAUUGGUUGUUUUCACUUCUCAGUGCUCGGUAUACACAAAAAGCUUCUGCAGCACGAAACAUCCUACAGCAGAGCUACAGUGUUACAGGUAAUAUUACCAGGACACUAAUCAAAAGGGUUAGUCUCACCCUUUAAAAGUACAGUGUGAUACCUACCAGCCAGAUUUGAUUGAUCACCGAGUGCAGCGGAGUUUCGCAGCUCAAGGAAGAACAUUUGUGAUUAUUACUUCAUGGGAAUGCAAUCAGACCGAGACGCAAAGGCAGAAGAACUACCGCUUCUGCAGUGCAAUAUGAUAAUUAUGAUGAUUAUUACUUCAUGGAAAUGAUCUGCUGCUGCACUCGGUGAUCGACUCGUUAGGGCUCCCCAACAAACAAGCAACUGCUGGAGGAGAGUGGGUGAGUUGUGUUUGGUCUCUUUGCUAAAGAAAUCAGGCAAAGUUAAAAAGAUGUUUGAUGGCUGGUACUAUGGCUGGGACCCUAUAUGUACUGUUGAUGAAGUUAGGUGCUGUUCUGAGCAUUAUUUGUGGCUAUAGAGUGGCUUUUUGGUUGAGGUUUGCACAUGGAGACAUAGACCGCUGUGUAUUGCUAUUGUGUGGUCAUUGCUGAAGUUGGUAUAAAUAGAGAAGCAAGCAGUAGGCAACAUUCAUCUCUUGAUGGGGUGUCUAUCUCAGUGUUACGUUGUGUUUGACCGUAACUUAAUUUCACGCCAGAAUAUCCCUUUAACAUGAGAUACUUUACUUGAGUUGGCUAAAGCUUUUACAGAUUCAGGUAUGACUGUAAUAAGGCUGCACAAUCAAUUACAAGUUUAUCAAUAUACCAAAUUUAGUAUUUGUAAUUAACAAACCACAAAAAUAUUAAUUUAAUAAGAGAUCAUUUUUGUUUUUUUUCUAGCAAAAACUAGAUGAUGAUUAAUUACCCAUAUAUAUAUAUAUAUGGAAAAAAACAGCACAUUUAUAUGUUUUUAGUAUGGUUGAUAGAAAGGACAUCACAAUGUGUUUCUUUAUCCACUCUUGUGCAGCCCUUGACUGUAAUAUCUGUCAGGGCCUGUCAGCCAAAUCAGUCAUUGAAUAACAGCUGUAAAAGUUUGAGUGUUAGUGGGGGUCAGAUUCGCAUGCACUGUAGUAACACUGCCGCAGGAAAGGGAAACUAAAAGUGAAGACUGUGUUAAAAAUAAAAAAACUGGAUAGGGUUGAAUUUUCUGGUGUUGGUAGAAACAUCUUGUGUGGGAGAAAAUGUGUGAGACUAACUUUGCAUUCAGAGGAAAACAUCAGCGUCUGUGACAGUGAUAAACUCCAGUCGUAGACAGUUCUUACAUUGGCUUGAAGUAAACUUAGAUGAAACACACGGUUUCAAACACUUCCAAAACUAACACACCGGAUUCCUCCAGAUGGUCCUGUAAUCAUCUUUCAUUAUCCAAAAUGAUUUCAACACAGCAUUUUCUCUUGCACUUUGAGGCAUUUUAGUCUCCCUUCCUGCACUCUCAGGUUCUUGUUUACAGCUCCAUUUCAUCAGUGUGCCCUCUGACUACCUUGACUUUGAAGCACUGGAUUCUGGACUUGUUUUUAAGAAUCCAGCUUCAAUUCCGUUGCUGAAUGCAGUUAGCUUUUGUUGUGGUGUGCUAAAUGCUUCACGUUAUUGUACAUCUAUAUGUCCCAUGCACUUUGUACAGCACAGGACACUUGGAGAAAGUGCUCGGCUGUUGAUGUUUCAGACUUUUUACAGUUCAAUACUUUAACAUUUAUGGCAGUAGUCAGCUUUGCCUGUUGGAAAAAAAAAGGUAGACUCAUGCUAAAUUGGAAGAUAUCUGCAUGUGAUUUCAGAAUCUGUAGGUAAGUGGAAAUACCCUGUUUUCUAUUUGCAGUCUCAGUCCUAUUGUCCAUAAGUAUCCCUGCAGGUAACAGCUACACAGAAGAGGAGCCGUGUUAAAAGCAAAAGAAAAGGAGGUAUUUUCUGCAAGACAACCCAGAUUGCUUCCCCUAUAGCACUUUCAGCUGGAUUUGUUGUGUGAAAGCUGUGAAUGUUGCUGCGCUGUUACUGAGAAUUAUUGCUGCAGCUACAUCGAAAGAUACAUUUCUGUUUUCCAGAUGAAUAGGAAGUUAUAUUACUGUGUUUUGGUCUGAGAGUUACAGCUCAGCAGCUCUGCCAGCAAUUAGGGCCUGCAGUCAUGGAAAUGAAGGUUCCUUAGGACCCCUCCUUUGAUUGCUGCAAAUUGUCUUGGAAUCAUAACCCAUCGUGUUUGAGCACAAAGACAUCAUGUAAAUAUUCUAAGAUUCAAUGUGGCUUCACGUUUUAGGAGAAAAUCAAUCUUGAUACUUAUUCGUCCAUAGUAAAUAAAUGUGCAAGCAUCUAUUCUGACUGAUAGCUCGAUUGUGUAUCUGCGUCUGUGUGUGUAUCUGGGUCUUUGUGUGUCAUUUUUUUAAAGUUAGCAGACUUGUUGUCAAGAGUUAAAGGCACUCUGCUUAUGUUAUUAUUUAUUUUUUUCUCCAGCAUGUUCAGAUAGAUCACAAGAAACCUCUAGUGGGCCGUUUGACCUUGCCAGGUUUAGCGCUUGAUGUCAGCAGGUCAAGAGGAAGAGCUUUAAAUAAAGCCACUUAAAAGCAGGUCCCAAAUCGUCAGAUAGAUAUCACAGCUGAUUUGAUGGAGGCAGGGUGUCUUGGGAUAACUGGACAUCACACAGAGGACAGGGACACAAUCACAGUUAUUUACGGUAGCAGGAAGCUUCGUCUGAGCGUGAGCCUCAAGAUAUACAAUCCUCAGGUGUCCUAUGGUUUCCCCUCUCAUCCCUUUCUUUAGCAGGAGACCCUUGGGUGCCCUGAGGUUCAUUUUUCUACCUCUUGAAGUCUGGUUGUGAAAGCAGCCUUACGUGUGAUAGAUAGGUGGGCUCUGUUAUUGCCUCGGCCCUUAGGGGAGUCGGUACGACCCCCUUGAGGCUUCAUUUCUCUGGCAUAGUGCUAUCCCUGGAUAAUACCGCUUUUAUGAAGGUCUCUUUCACAUUCCCUGUCAGCGUGUCAGCACGACAUACAGUAUGACCCCAAUCUCAAAGACAAUACUGCACUUUCUACAGCCUAGAACAUGGACCGCAGAGGUCUCUGGGUAAAAUUAUGGACCCUUGUAAUAGUUCACGUUGCAUCCUAAUGUUUGAGCUCACAGUGUACAAGGAAAGGGUGUGACAGUGUUCUCGUGGUGGUUUAGAAGAAAGGAUCCUCACAAGAACUGAUUCCAUUUCAGUCUUUGUGUUGUAGUCGAAUGUAAGACACACUGGAGAUACUUUCUUCCCGUCCUUUUACUGCCUCCGGCGCUUUUCUUCGUCUCUGAAUGGGAUAGAGCUGAAAUCUUCACUGACUGUCUGAGAGGAAUAUCAGAGAGUUUUUUUUUUCCACGUUAUUGUUAUCCCCAACAAUGUAGAGUGUCUCCUAAGAUGUCAGCCUUAAAAGCAACUGCCAUAGCGAUUGUGAAUAAUGGAUGACAUUGAUUUUCAUCUUCUGUUGAAUUUCUUGCAUAUAUCUCAACUUGAUGGCUUAUUUUUACAUAUCUAAAGUGGAUCUGUAAACGCUCGGGCCUCUCAACCCGCUCUCUUAUGCUUUGUUCUCAGCUGAUGUCUGAGCCACUUUCCUCACGGGGCUCCUUGGAGGUAGCAAAGCUUGGGCAUAAAAGUGGAAGUAGCACAGGUCCCCCAUCUUUCAUCGAGGUGUUCCUCCUUAUCUUCAAAUUUGGAGAUGAACUGGGCCAUGUUUGUAGGCUGCCUUCUUUGGUUAUGACCCGAGUCAUGCUGUAUUUGAUUGUGCCAGCCAGAUGUAAAGUAGAGCAUCUUGCAGAUAAUCAUGCAAAAACCGCCUUUGUUUCUGGAGCUGGAGCAGGAGAACAAACACUUGGAUGUGCUGUUGAACCCUAGAAAAAAAUCUUUGAUUCUUGUUGAGUGGGAGUGGAGGUAAUUAGGGAAACAGAAAACAGCUAAUCAAGGCGAUGCACACGCUUGUUGUAGCGCUGUGUUGUUAGGAGAACAUGUGUCGCAGUUUGAAGAAAUAGAGCGUGGUGCUGCUGCCAAAGUAGUUAAAACUGCAGAGAGAAGCAAUAAUGAGACUGUCCUGGCUAGUCCGGCGAAAUGUAUCUAUUGAUCAUUUGAAAAAUUCCACAGAAACCAGCAGAGAAUCUGUUCUCAUUUAAAUCUGGCUGGGUGUGAACAGCUUUGGUUUCUACAUUCAUCUAAUCUGUGGGGUUCAUGGAAAACAUUUUUUUACACAAAUUGAAAUAAAGUGGAAAGUCAUUUUAGGUCGUCUUGUUUUUAAAGGGUUAUUCCGUGAGAGAUGAAUGUUGCUGACUGCUCGCUUCUCUAGUUAUACCAACUUUAGUAACGACCGCACGAUAGCAAUACAGAGCGGUCUACGUCUCCAUGUGCAAACCUUAACCAAAAUGCCACUCUAUAGUCAUAAAUAAUACUCAGAACAGCACCUAACUUCAUCAACAGGACAUAUAGGGUCCCAGCCACAGCACUAGCCACCAAACCCCUACACAAGACUAGUCAACAGCUCCUGUGUUGGGAAGCUAGCAAAGUUUACCUUUUAUGAAACUAAUGCACAUAGCAUUGUAGUGUCACAAAAAAACAUUUAUUUAAAUCAUGUUUAAAAGUUCCUGUUCCUAAAGAACUUUUUAAAAAAGUAUCCUAGGACAUAGCAAAGAUUUGUGACACUGAUGAUUUGUGACUCUUGAGAUCUAGACUUUGCUAUUUUAUUUUAUCAAAGGAGUCUUACCAUGAGUAAGGGGCUACAACAGCAGCAAAGAAAGACUCACUCCAUUUUAAUAAGACAGGACUGAGCUCUUAGUGGACAGCUGUCUGCCUUUGUCAGUGGGGUCAGGACAGAGAUCAAAUUCUGGUGACAUCUCUAGACAAAGCUGAUGGUGUUUUUAUUACAUCACACUAUGUCCAGACCUAGGACCGCUGCAUGCAGACGUGAAGAGGAGGGAGUUUAAAUGGAGCAACAUACUACUACCUGCCUAAGAAAUGAUGUUGACUUACUAACAUAGAAACAGUAUUCUGUUAUGUCAUAGACUGUAUAUAGAAUGGACGCCGUCUUCCUCCUCGCUGGGUGAAGUCACCGCUGCGCAAGUGGUGGUUCCAGGAAGUGGAGGAAAUCCCGGAAAUAUCGAGAGCAAUUUGGCUUCAAAUUCGUAUAAUGGUGGAAGGCAGAACUAAGUUAUCCAUAGUAUAUACAGUCUGUGUUCCAUACAUGUGCCCUCAAGGUGAUUGUAUCCUGCUUAAUUGAGGGUUUUGCAGGUGUUUAUGAAGGUAGCAGUGUUACGGUGCAUUUGCAUGUUUACAUUCUACUGAUACAGAGGAUGAAUUCACAAGGAUCAGCUCUCUGUGAGCUGAAAUAAGGGGCUACCUCAAAGGGAUUUCAAAUAGGCGAUUACUGUAGAUUAACCUGGGACAAAGUGGAGCGGUGACAGCAUGACAACUUUCAGGUUAUGUGACUGACAUUACAUGUACUGCAUAGGAACUAAAGUAUUGUGCAUGUGCGUGCCACAGUUGCAAUGUAAAAAUGAUGUAUCAUUCAGCCCUACAAUGCAUGCAUUUGAAUAGAAUACAGAUCUUAUACUUUUCUCUGUUCAAGAUAGCUUUUGUAGGAUGAGGGUGAGUGCCAAACAUUGAGUCUGGGUUUUUUUUAGAUAAAGUCUGUCCCAACACAGGCACUAAAACUCAGUAUAGAGAAAUAACCAACCCUGAUUGAUCUUUGAAGGUCAUGAAAAGGCAAAUGAAAAACUCCUCACAGUGCCUUUAAGAUAAUAGCAGUAGUUUAAAAUUGAUGUAAACCAGGGUAUUUGUCCAUUGACAGUUUUAAUGUUUCUUUUCCUGUUGAGAAAGCAACUGAAAUGCAUUGGUACAAGCAGAGAUCGGUCUGAGAGCAAGUCUGGCAUUUUGUUGCCAGGUUUGCAUCUUUUUCAAACUCUGCCUUCAAGGUCCACAGCUCAGUCCUCAUCCAGUCUUCUAUACCUUUAUCGGAGUCCUUCCAAAAUAAUCCCACAUGGUGCCAGCAGCUUUGAGAAUAAUGAAGUCCGGCAGUGAGAAAUAAGAAUAAAAAGGACGUUGCAUUUAAAAUGUGAAAAUCUAAAGUUGUUAAGUUAGUUUAUAUAAGUCCUACAGUUUUAGAUUUUAUUUGCAUGUCAAUAAUAACAGUUAUAUUCUAUAUACAUCAGAUUCAGACCACAUUAACCUUGCAUACUUAAUAAAAGGUGAUAAGAAGAUUUGAAAAUACAUCUGGAUGCUUGAGUUGGAGCUGCCCUGCUGUUUCAUAUGUUGAAGGAACCAGCAGCAGACAGUUCUCAUGAGGCAGCCAGGAGCUGGGCCCCUGGUGCUGCCGUGGACAGACUGCUGUUGACAGGUGUCUGGGGCUGAUGAAUUGCCAGACAUGAAAAAGGGCUGCCUGGUGGUGGGAGGCUGGAUGGGCACACUGGGCACUGCAGAAGAUUAGUCUUUCUCUGCAGAGAGGAAUAACUGCAGAGAACAACAAAACUAAAAACUUCAUUGUUUGGAGGCAGAAGGCGAGUCAAAAAAGCAUUGUCUUUGUUGAUUUGAGACAAAGAGAAGGCAGUGCUGUACGAGGCAAGAUUUGUUUUCUUUUUAUUUAAGUGGAACCAUAUAUUUAAGGGACAGCCCUGACUUACUGUAAAGACACUCUUUAUGAGCCUGUAGGUGAGAGCCUGGAGGGCUGAGUGUAAACCAAGGCUGAGGGAAAGGAACUGACACUUGCAUGUUGCUGUGGUCAUGUCCAAACCUUGUCACAGUGGGAAAAUAUAUCAGUCUUUGGGCCUGUCUUAAGGUGGUAAUUAGACUUUUUUUUUGGAAAGGAUUCCUGGCUGAAAACAGCUUUCCUGGAGCUGCACUGAAAAACCCACAUGUACAUGAUGUGCACAGGUAUAUCUAUCAGUUAUUUCUGCAGGGUCCAAACUGGCAUCAGAUCCAACCUGGCUAAAGAGUGGUUUCUUUCUAAUUUCAGACCAGAACUUGAUGCAAUAUUUACCGACUAUUUUGUCAGAUACAUGUCAGGCUGCAAGAAAAAAUGUCAUGCAUUGUGUGUCUCUUUUCUUGUUUUCAGCUGCUUGAUCCGACUACAGUGCACAUACUUUUUUGGAAAAGUUAAAAAUCACAUCUGUUUGCAUGAUUCAUACAGAUUUGGUAAUGCAUCUGUUUAUGGCUUUGUAGGGCUAAUAACAGUAAUCUGUCAAUAGUGAAACUAAUUAUCUAUGAGCAGAUGUUUCACACUUGCACAGACACAAGCCAAAUGUGAGAACAAAGACUGAAGCUGGAGCACAGGGGGGAUCUGUGCAGCUGUGUUCAGGUUGAGCGGGUCAACAUCUCGUCUCUAAAUUGGCAGUAAGCAGUUACUUGCACCAAACCACAUUUUUCUUGAAGGCAUAGUCAUUGAUGUAAAGAUGCAUGACAAUAUAAUCAGUACUGAUUUGUAGUCAGGCAUCAAUGUUUGAAUGUGUGCAUGAAAUGGUGAGUCUUAAAAAGCACUUUGAGUGAUUUUAAGUCUAGAAAAGUGCCACGGAUGCUGUUACUUCAACAUUUACAGGCCUUAAGCCUGAGAGCCUGAAGUUUGAGCGCAACAGAACCAUGCAAGCAUAAGCAAGAUUUUUUUUUUUUAUAGUGUAACUACAAGGUUUUAUGAAAACCUGGAAAAGGUCAGGAAACAGCCGGUGACUCCCUGUUGAAGAGCUGAGUGAUGGGGAGUGCAGAGUCAGCCCUUAGGUGACAGAGACAAAAACACUGUUUUUGUCAGGAGCCCAGUUUCUGCCACUUUUCAAUCUUUAAGGCUUUGAUAGAAAAGCUGAUAGAUGUCUUCUUGUGGAUUGAAGACACCAGUAUGAACAGAACAUUUGACCUUUAAAGGCUUCAUAGCGCAGGAAGUCAAACACUUAGCUUAUCGGCUACAUGUUUUGAGGCAAAUUUUGUGGCGGAUUUCGGACAGCAGGAAUCGCAAGAACUCACAAGGGAUGCACAUGCAAUCGUACGAUAACGAGUUGUUUCUAUAAAGACAGCCACAUAACCAUAUAAGCAGUAGAUUGUGUCCUUCCAGAGGAGGAAAUCCACUCUGUCCAGACCAGUAGAUCAGGCACUUUUGUGGAGACUGAGAAUUUUGGACUUCCAGAAUCAGCAUCUCCUGAUCCAUGGUGUCUACGGGUUAAAUCAAGUCUGAAAACCUUUGACUUGUUUGUCCCCGCCCACAUUUACAUGGUGUGAAGCCGGAUGUUUUAUCUUGUGUCUGUGCAUGACUUCCUUUCCAGCACAAGCUAAUCGGUGCUGAAUUUAUGCAGCAUGCUGUGGCGUCCGGAAAAAAUAGAAACCUGGCGGAAAGAAGCUGGUGGAAAUUGACACAGUAACUUGAACGGAAAGGAUCAGUGGCGAUCGGUGCCGACUGCCUUUUUGCCGUCAUUCCGCAUGCGGUGGAAAUUGGGGGUUAGCUGUCUCUCAAAAACUUACUGGCCAAUGAGGAUUCACUCAUGAAAAUCCCGCCCAUGUGUGAGGUUUGUGUCAGAACUAAAAGAAAAAGUCAGCUGGUGUCAAUGAUCAGAGUGAGACGAUCGGCUCAAACAGUGAUCUGCUAGUUCAGACUGAGACAGUUUCAUUAAUGAUGGGUAAAUCUAUAAUCUCUGAGUGAACAGCUGUACAGCCGGUUCACUGGGACUCUUCUGCCUCAUACUCACGCUGCCAGAUUAGAUUUACGUUUGAAGGAGGGUGCAGACGCAGCCCAGUCUUUGAAAUAGUAGCUUGGGUUUUUAGCCUUCUGCUUCCCGUUGAGACUGCGCUUUGCUCCAACAAUAACACUUUAAUCACAUUUGCUCCCAUUCUGCAGUGUUGCACGGUGAAGCAUGAAGAAAUUGGGCCUAAGAAAUUGAAAACAUCUAGAACCUUGUUUCCAUAAGACUUGCUCUGGCGCCACGUGUAUUGGUGAGACACAACUAAACACAACAAGUGCACACAGUGACACAAGUGUUGGCUCUGAUACAGCUCAGAUUUACCAAUAUUUGCCACACCUUACAGGGAUAACUUUACUUUUGACAUAGUGUCCUUUUAAGCCAAAUGAAUCCACUAUUUUCUAUUUUUAGUAUUAUUACUGGAGCAGCAGCCUCAGAUCUGAUCUGACUGGUGUAGUGAAUAAUUUCCCUGCAUUGUACAGAGUGAAUAAUUCUGACACUCUCCUUGUGUUGUUGGGCAGAGAGUGGGAGUCGGUUCCACUCCACGGUUUUAUUUGUGGAGGAAGCAUGUUGAUUAAUGACUGUAACUAUAUCUUUCAAGGCAAGAAAAGCUUGUGACCAUGCCAGAGUGGUGGAAGCAGAGGCAUUUAGCAUCCUCAUAUUGUUCUGAGCCAUUACCCGCUCAGGCCUGCUUGUAUUAUUACAUCGUAAAAACGACACUCCCAGAAUGGCUUUAGUGCCCCGUCAGUCCAUUCAUACUGACUGCACAAAUAAACACAUCGCAAAAGAAAACACUCAGAGGGGGGAAACAGAAUUCAUCAUGUUUUAGCAUCGGUGGGAGGAAAACACUGGACUUACCUGCACACUGCACCUCUACUUUAGUAAAUGUCCUUUAGACUUAGUUUGGACUGAUAUGUAGAAUGACUGGAUUUUUGAUCAGCCCUGUAUUCAACAGGCCAUGGAUUCACUCAUGUCAUCAACUGUUAUGGGUUUCACUUUCUUUUACAGUCUUUCUGGAACAGGUUAGAGUUACAGAAGAGGUGUUUGCCAGCAGCAGCUUUUGUUAAGCAAACUCAGACUGACCACAUUCAGGUCCCACUGUUUUCCUUGCGCUGCUGUACUGGACCGUGUCCAGACUUUUUGAUUGGUUUGGCACAGCUGAGGCACCACUUUGACUAGAGCACUGCGUGUUACUUGAUAAAAUAUUGUACCUUACUGUUUUAUUUCAUAUUUGUUAAGGAAUACUUUAUUUAUUUCAAAUUCAGAGUCACUGGUUUUCUAAAUCAUUACUAUUGAUGCAAACAUUAUAAGUUAACAUUAUUUUAUUGUGGUUAUAUAUUCAACAAGGAGAUGGUUUUGAAGAAUGUUUUGGAUAUUUCAGUCAUCUAUGCAUGUUACGGAGUCUAAAUUUUAGCAUGUUAAUUCGUAUUAAAUAAUAAUAAUAAUAAUAAUAAUAAUAAUAAUAAUAAUAAUAAUAAUAAUAAUAAUGAUAAUAAUAAUAAUAAUAAUAAUAAACUUUAUUUGUUUAGCACCUUUCAUGACAUGAGAUGCAGCUCAAAGUGCUUUACAGAUCAAGAACGAAGCACAAGUGCUUUACAGAGAAGGUAAAUGAUUAGCAAUAAAAUUAGCAAUAAAAAAUAAAAAUAAAAUAAAAAUAAAAAUAAGCAGAAAAUAAAUGCAGAAACAUAAAACAACAUUAUAAUAAUAGCAAACAGUGCGGACAUGAUCAAAUAAAAGCAAGAGUGAAGAAAUAGGUCUUAAGCUGUGUUUUAAAGUUAUCAACAGAGGUUGCCUGUCUUAUGUAAACUGGGAGUUUGUUCCAUGCUGUCGGCCCAUAGAAGCAGAAUGCUGUUUCUCCAUGUUUUUUUAAUCAAAUCAAAUUAAAGUAACAUUGAGUUUAAAGGGAUAUUUGGGCGAGGAGAGGUGGCUAAGAUUAUGCUCUUUUGCCGGCUGUCUGCCCAACAGUUGACUGGUUUUUACUCUAACCGGUGCCAUGAGUUGCAACUUUUAACCUGCUUUACCGUGUACAUGUUUGAGGCUCUUUUCUUCGAUUUAAGAUGCAGAAAUCUCUGUGUCUGCCUGCAUCAGAUGGGAUUGUGUGAAUGUUUUUGUGUGUGCAUGGAAAGGGUCAGCGUUUGAUAUUAGCAAAAUAAUUUGACAAGAACAAAAACUUCAUUUAACUGGACGAAGGUGCGUAAUCUGUUCCAGAAAUAAUGUGCAAAUAAGCAACCUCACUUUGGUUUCAGACACAGACCAUUUCAUAAGACCAUUAAAAGAAGCUCCUUCAAAUAUUUGAGGUCACAAAGUUGCCUGAUGUCUCUGGACAGCCGCAUACCAGUGAGAUAAAUCAGCAAAUGAAUAUAUCCUCACCUCAUUAACACCACAGACAUCAAUACUACAGACACAUUAGUGGCUGAGACCAUAAAUCAGAUCUCCUGGUAGUUUGGUGCCUGGAUGUUUUCAUACAUUUUCAGGCAGCACAGAUGUUUCUGACACGUGUCUCUGCGUGCUGUGAGAGCAGCCUGUGUUUGCCCAGACAGAGUAAUGAUGGUGAGCAGUGUGAGGCCGUGCUAAUCAGUCCAGACUAACCCCACGGGAGCUCUUUAAGUGGACGGGUGUCUCUUAUUUUUGGUCUAUCUGCAACAUAGCAGGAUAGAUUAGAGGAGAGCCUGUGCCGCCAUGCUGGCACAGCCAUGUGGACUCUUUCCACAAAAGCUUUUACACAAGUGUGGUUCCUGAACUAUAAAUACACGUACUUGUCGCCAUUGUUUCUCGUAUAAUGACUGGGCUUCUCCUGAGUGUUAAGCUGCAUCUUAUCCUUUGGCUGGAAAACAUGUUUGGCCACUGGUGAGGACCUCUGAAAGGUAAUACACAUAACAGUGGAAAGUAAGAGUGCAUCUGACUUCCCAUUUGGAGUCGCUAUAAAAUCCUGAACUUGUGCAGAUGAGGCUGAAAAGACAGCUCCACUGUUUCCACCACUCUGUUGUCCAACUGAGGAGAGUUUGAUCAGACGUUUCCUUUUAUAUUCGGUCACAAGUCCCCAGAGCUGUAGCCUGUUCUUUGACAAGAGUAGAAGUAGAUCUUACACAUUGCAUUUAUAAAACAUGGAUACGUAACCAGACAUGAAAGUACUUGAGAAGAAAGUGCUUUUAAAGAAGGCUGAAACCUACAGUGAUAAUGCUUUACAUAUUGAAACAUAUUUGCUUUGGGGAUAAACAUAAAAGUUGCUUUUACUUCUAACGUCUUCUUCCCUCACUUGACAGUGUUUUCUAAAGACUGCUGAUGAAUAAUGCACCGACAGCCUUUGCUUUAAAUGAUUGUUUACUGAUCUUUAAAGGAGCAGAAACUGAGUGAGCUCGAAGCAGAGCUAUUUAAAGUCUUUGCUUCAAGGUUUUUUUUUUCUUUUUUAUCUGAAUAAAACUGCAGAAUGGGAUUAGCAUAGUUCAUACAUAUUACACUUGCAUUGGAUACAAUAGGUUUUACUUAGAGGAACUAACACAUGCACGAAACAGCUAAAUCUAAUCAAUGGUUUAUUUCUUUCUGAUGUGGCCGCUGUUGAUUAUAAUACAUUUCUAACUGGAGCUCUGCCAGUGAAGCUAAAUGAACUCUGUUACAGAUCUGCAACAAAAUGAGAGUAAAGUUUAAAUGUUGCUAUAAAUUAUAUUCUCUUAUAGUUUAGAAUCAAAGCUUCAUUUUACACAAGUUGCUGUGAGGAGUAUGCAAAUAUCUAGUGCUGCACAGAGGCCAAAAAAAGGUUUAUGGGUUGAGAAUAGGGCUGAGCGAUGUGGGAAAAAGUUUAUCACAGUAUUUUUUUUUUCAUAUCAGUCGAUACCUAUAUAUAUAUAUAUCACAAUAUAUAUAUAUUAGAAAAAAUCACUUGUAAAUCUUAAAUGUUCCUUGUAACUCUAAAAUGAAAUUCAAAGAUAUCAGAAGGGUUUUUUUUAUUUAAGUAUUUAUUUUCUGUCAAAGAUGAACAUGACAUUUUAUCACAUAAAACCUGUUUCAAAUUGAUACACAUAAAACAUAAAACAUAAAAAUUUUAGAAAUAUUUAUUUGAAAUCUCAAAUCUUUAAGCCUAGCCUUCAGGCAGCGCCAGCGACUCACUCCAUGUGCAGAACAUGUUCAGAGGUGUGGUUUCCUCCUCUCUAAUUUGAUUGACAGCUGGCAGGGUAGUCUGAUUGGGUAGAUUGGGUAAAGAACGAAGGUGAUUGGUGGAUCGCUGCACAGCACAUGCAGAGUCACAUGCAGUGUAUCUCAGUCAGUUACCCUUGAAAUUAACUGAGUUCAUUCACCUCCGACAUCGCAGGCUCUACUAUGUGACUAUCGCACUCACGUACAUCUCAAUGACGAUGCUCAAACGAUAUAUCGUGCAGGCCUAUUGUAUAUCAUUAUCGGUUUCUUGCCUAGUCCGGGUUGAGAACAGCUUUAUUCAAGGGGCACAGAGAGAAGUUUGGCUUGUGUGCAUGUGUUUAAGCCUCAAACCUGCUUAGUGUGUAUAUAAGCAGUGUGGUGAGACUGAUUUAGGUCUGACGUGGAUGCGUUGGGGACACUGAUGAGCUCCUGGCGCUCCAUAGUGCCAAACAGCAGCAGCAUCAGCAGCUUCCUCGCAGCAUGUUCAUCCACAGAAUGAGCACCAUGCCGAGCAGCUGGGCUCAGCGCUGCACACUCCCUCAGCAGUGGGGGGGCAUUUCAGUCUCUGUGGGACCCACAGUGUGGCUAAGAAUGGCAGUGAUCAGUGUGGCAGCUGCCACGUCAGCGGCCUCAUGACGCUGGUGAGGUUUUUCAGCAAAACAGCUAAUUGGAAGGAAAAAAAAGGACUGAUUUUUGGCUCGCACAGCAACAGAGCUGUGUGGUUUAGAAAUAUGAAAUGCAUUCACUUGCUCAUAGAGGUUUAAUGGAUCCUGGAUGAACACAUGUUUGAUGAUCAUCUCCUGUAGUCGAUGGCUUUGACACAUUGCCAUUUUCCUCUGCAGAAGUGGAAGCAAUUACACUCGGUUUUGAAUAAGAACCACGACUGCACUUUUAUUCUGAUUUUCUCAUGCUUAAUGAUUCAACUUAUGCAUGAAUAACAACAACUGAAUUAAUUUAAAGAAGCAUUAAACUACCCAAGUUCGCUGUAUUCUACAGGAUUGCUUUCAAAGAGAUGCAUUGUCUGCCUUGUGAGGGGUUGAUUUCAAGAUUAUUCCCAUAUGUGCUGUUUUGUAUUCAGAACAAUGAGGAAUGAGAAAUGGGGAAAAAACAACACCAAACAAAAACCCAUUAUGGUUCUGGAGUGUUGUCACUAGGGAUGUUCUGAAGUGACUCUGACAAAUUUAACAGAGCUGAAAAACUCCAGUCCAGUUUGAACACUUUUCUUGACCAAAAUACUGCUAAACGACACCUUUAUGAUACACCAUCUGUCACCUAUGCUUGUGUUAAGGUAGCUGAGCAUUAUAGCUUUAUGUUGUCUUCACUACAGCGUAGCAGCUGAACCCAAACAAGUAGCUAAACUCGUCUUUGAAAAGUUGACUUGAGUCAUAGUUAGCGUUACUUUGCUCUUGACUGUGACUCUCAACAUCUUCAUACAAAGACAGGGAAAACUGUUACCCGGGAUUUCCACCGCAUCUGGAAUGUCUCUAAUCUGUAACGGUGGCAAUUUCCGCUGUAUGCCUAUUCCUAACGGAUCCGGUUGUGAGGCAAAUUUCGUGGCGGAUUACGGACAGCAGGAAGAACCCGCAGACAUUGACUCUCUGGUGUCUACAGCAUAACAUAUGGUCUCAUACUGCUGGCUUCAUCUAAGAUAGCUGACAAAAUUGACAUGUGCCUCUCAGUAUACAAACAGGCUUCAAAAUAAAAGACCUCUUUUCAAAAUAAAAGUCCAACUUAGAUUAAAGCAAAUAGACGGCACAAGCAUGAUGGCAUUUCUCAGUAACUGGAGCCACAGCCCUCAGUAGUGGAGGGUGGCGGCACUACAGCUUUGACACCAUAUAUGACUGUCACUUCAAGCCCACCAUAAUAAGAGUUUUAGACCUGGUAGGCUGAGUUUAACUGGCUCUGGUGUAGUCUAUGAUCUGGACCACAGAGACAAACAGUCUCUUUCUCAUUUCAAACCUACAUCCCUGUCAUGACCCUCACUUACUCGUGUUCUGUUUUAUUCGGGUGGCCUAAAAUCUAAAUAUUGCUAUUGCUCAAGUUCCUACAUAGCUCCUACAUAGUUUAUCCCUCGCAUUAGUGCCAUGUAUGCAGCAUUUGAAGCUCAGGGGUUGGAUCUUGUUUCCAAGUGGGAUGAGUCCUAUAUCCCAUGUUUUGCAGAGAUAAUCCGGGGAUGCAGUGUCUUCAGUUAUUCACACACCUCUACGGUGCACACUGGAAUAUUCUGCCCAGAUUUGGUGGAUUUGUUACCUUAAUUAAAACUAAUUAGGGAAUAUUAAGUAUUAGCAGCAAGUGAACAAUUUACAUUUAGUCACAGCUCAUAAAGCAAAUGGAUUUGAACCAAAUUUAAUAGUCAUUCUAUCAGACAGUAAAUCCAAAUGACUGAGAUAACCUUUUACUCUUUCUGUCGUGUCAUGAGCUCUACAAAUGGGUUCAGGGUUGUUUUCUGGUGCAGACAUUAAUGACUUUUUCUAAAUGACCUUUGAUAGCUGGAAGCCUCUGUGAGAAGUUCUGGAACGCCUCUUCUCUACUCUGUGAGAAAGCAAAUGUAUCCGCCACAAGUUUUGCAGUUUCAUUGUUGUAAUUUCUAAGUCUGUAACACGGGGAGGAGGGAGCUGAUAUGCUGAACAGAGGUCAUAAAAUGUAUCCCUUUAAGUAUGGCAAGUUUUUGCCUGGUUAGUUAGCUAAGGCCACAUUUUCUGCUGGAGUUGAACCUUUACGUUUUAAGACCUCUCCCACUGUUGUGAAGUUAUUAUUAUUGUCUCUUUUUUUAAGUUGAACUGAGUGAGUUUCAUUGUCUUUUAAGCUAUCAGGGUCAAUAAUCUAUGCAUGGCUUGAAUUGGAUUUAUACUCCCUGAACACUUCACACGUAAAAGCUCUCUUUUCAUGUUGUUGUUCCCUCCAAACUAUUUGUUCAUGUCAGAGUCAAUUUGCCACACGUCUCAUUGAAAAACCAUAUCUGCUGUUCUACUCAUUUACUGACUUAAACUGUGACUCUCCCCAGCCCUAAGUAAGAAAAGUUUCCAAUCAUUAAAUGGGCUACUGUAACGUGACUUCACUUCUUUACUCAGCUGAAGAAAUGUUAAAGGCGCCUUUGAGGCCCAGUGCAGUCUACCAUAUGUUUCAGUCAUAUGUUUGUGUCAGAGAGCUCACUGUAUUCGCUUCACUCCUCGGGCUUCUGUCUGAUCCAUGUUGUCCAGCCGUUCAGACUGAGAGGAUUUAGUGCAGAGCUGUUUUAAUUCCACCACUCUUACGUGUGCUGAUGUAUGCAUACCUGCAUGUCUCUGUGUUACAGGUCCAGGUGUGCCUGCUGAAGACCUGCUGCAGAGCUGCUGUGCUGCAGGCCAGACGUGGGCCUCAGAAAAUCACCACUGCAACAACAUCCCGAUCCCGACCAAAGACAGGCAUUCUCUGUGCAGGUUAGUCACCUAAAACACUCAAAGACGUUUCAGUGAAAUUGCGCAGAGGCUUUUAAUACUCCCAACUAAAACUUUCUGAACAGAACCACAGCUCAGAAUCAGAACCAUUGCAGACUGAUAAAACCAACAAGAUGCUUUUAAUGCAACAGUAUAUUAAGCUGGUACAGCUGGUCUAAUUAGGCCUACUGCAUGUGUUUGAUGUAGCAUAACACAUUACACAAAUUAGCCCAAUGAAAAAAUACACAGGAGAGAGCUUUGACUCUGAAUUUGAAAGGCCCAACGUAAGUGUGACUGAACAUGUUGCACAACCUUAAUGAAGGCCAUUUUAGUCUGGUUCCACCUCCUCAGUUCAGAUCAUCCAGGCUGGUCCGUCUGACUAAAACAGCCUCAAAUGUUCAGCUAUGUUGUGUGUACAACUCAAAACUGUUUAACCAAGGAUUUUGACCUUUACAAGACGAUGUAACAUUCUGUAGAAAAAUACUAUAAUUUGCUAUUUUAGGCAGGGCUGUCAGGUUUUCUUGAAAACAAUAGUAUUCCAAUAUUUAUGGAAAACUCAAAAACAGAGCGAAAGAUAUCACGACAUUGAACAGUUCUGCAGAGGAAAUAUCAAACUCUGUUGUUCUUUAGAUCAUAACAGGAUAUGAAAUGCUGAUCAGUUACUGUCUAAGUUUUUAUCUGCUCCUCUUUAGGAUAGAAAAAAUGAUUUAUAAGCCAGACUGACAAGGCUGCUUGCAGUGUCUGCAGACAUUAUUUAUUUCUUGAUAGGCUUUGUGGGCUUAGAUAUUGGCCGAUGCCAAAUAUUUCAAACCACUGUUAAUCAAUACAUCUGAACUUAAGGUUUUAAAGGGAUAUUCUGGUGUAAAUUUAAGUCAUGGUCAAACACACUGAAACACCGAGUUAGACACCCCCUCAAGAGAUGAAUGUUGCCGACUGCUUGCUUCUCUAGUUAUACCAAACGUAGUAAUGACCGCACAAUAGCAAUACACAGCGGACUACAUCUCCAUGUACAAACCUCAACGAAAAAGCCACUCUAUAGCCACAAAUAAUGCUCAGAACAGCACCUAACUUCAUCAACAGUACAUAUAGGGUCCCAGCCAUAGUACUAGCCAUCAAACAUCUUUUUAGCUUUGCCUGGUUUCUCUAGCAAAGAGACUAAACACAACUCACCCACUCUGCUCCAGCAGCCGCUUGUUUGUGGGGAAGCCCUGACGAGUUGAUCACAGAGUGCGGCGGAGUUUCGCAGCUCAAGGAAGAACAUUUAUGAUUAUUACUUCAUGGAAACGCAAUCAGACUGAGACUGGUUUGCAGAAGAACUACUGCGUCUCCAGUGCACAUACAAGAUACACAAGAACUCUGACUAAGUAAUAAUCAUAAAUGUUCUUCCUUGAGCUGCGAAACUCCGCUGUACUCAGUGAUCAACUUGUCAGGGCCCCCCCUCAAACAAGCAGCUGCUAGAGGAGAGUGGGUGCAUUGUGUUUGGUCGCUUUGCUAAAGAAACCAGGCAAAGCUAAAAAGAUGUUUUGGACCCUAAAUUUACACCGGAAUAUCCCUUUAAUGAGGUUUAUGAAAGCAUUUGGUAAAGUCACAAUGGCUGUGUCCAAUCUUAAAAUCAACUCAACUUCAGAAGAACUAUCUAAGUUUCUGUGUGUGUCUGUUUGUUGUCAGUGUUGCAGUGAAGCAGUGCUGCCUCAGCUCUGUGAGGGAGAGCCAGUGUGAGUCAGGUAUGAUGUCAGCCAGAGGAGGAGACACAUGUGGAGCGAAUGGGGAGAACCCGUGCACAGACGACUCCUUUCAGGUACAACACUGUCUUACUCCCAUUAAAACUUCCACGACAGCAUGUUUCAGGUGGAUUUAUUUAGCAGAUAGCAUGCUGUGAAAAGUGCAUGCUGGGUGGAGGACUACAGAGGAAGAUGGUUGAGUCAUGACUGAAAGACAUGAUGUCAUGGGUUUAUGGUGCAGGUUUUAUAGACAAAGAGCUCUCCAUGAAUCAAACACUGAAUUCAUUAAAGUCCAUGAGAUAUUCCACUUGAAUAAUGUAUGAACCGUGUCUCAGACAGAGGAAGGAUUUGACCACAAAACCACUCCGCUAAAGUUCAAACUAAAGGCAGAGGUCGAGUGUUCUGAAGUGUAUCAGUGUAUUUUAUGUGUCAAACACUUGUAGUGUCCUGUUAAACGCGUGUUGUUUUGGCUGAGAUCCCAAUUUCAGAUGCUUGUGCCAGCGCUGAGGCUUUGACAAAGUUCAGGCAGCUUUUUUGUAAGAAACAGGCAGGUUGAAGUAAAUCUGUAAAGAAAUGCCCAAGUCUCCUGUUUCUGUUAGUAUCCAGCGGACAUGUGAAUACUUCUAAUUCGAACUGGGAACCAUGCGUCUGCUCGGAAACAGCCCUGAUUGUUUUCAGUGUUUCUCAAAGAGGAAACCCCGUGGUUUGGCUCCGGUGCAAACUGUUCAUGUGUUUUAGCCGACGAGUUAAACCGUUGUGCCAGGUCGCUGAAGGAAAGUUAAAGAAAAAUGAAAGUCUGGUUUUCUUUCUAUGACAUGUGUUUCAGCUUGAGGCAGAAAUCCUUUGCAGUGUGUUCACCAAUCCUCUCGGCUGUUUAACCGUUCUGUCUCCUCCUCCUCCUCCUCCUCUGCUGUUUACUAAACAUGGCUGAAAGUGGAGAGCAAUAAAGCGAGGUGGUGAUGAGAGAUGUGGAGGGCACCACGGUGACACACUCCACACUAAUAAGCACUGCUGUUGUGUGUGUGUGGAUUGGCAGGUGUGCUGCAGCUGCUGUGCCCUUGGCUUACGAGUUCGCGGUGAAGGGAGAGGCUGCGAUGCUCACCAGUACCUGGGCUACCCGUGUGGUCACGUCUUCCUCACCUGCUGCGAGGAAGGGGAAGGUCCUCGCCAGACCCCGCUGAAGAGAAAGCAGAUGCCCAGACCUACUGCUUCGCCCAGAAAAGGUAUCUGCAAGGUUUUUCUGACGUGGAGCUUUCAACAACACAUUCAUCAUGCACAUGGGUGGUGUUGGGAUUAGCAGAAACAAACGCUCCUUGUUCAAUGUAAGCCAAGAGCAAUAAACUGUGCAUAUUAGAAAGAAAGCCUUGAGAGAUUAUUAACUCUUUUUUCUGGCUGUGUUAAUGACUAAAACUGUUAUAAUACACUGCUGCUAAUGUCAUUUUAAGGUUUUUAAAUUCCUCACACUGGUAUUUAAUGAAGGUAAAUGUCAGUGGGUCUAUAAUAAACCGAGGGGCGGCUGCACUGAACAGGUCCUGCUCUCUGGAGUUCUCAGGUUCCUUUUCUCCAGCGUUGACAGAGCGAUGAGGCUAACAGCAGGGAUAAUUACCAGAAAUGUUCACUGAGUGUAAGGGACUCUAGUUGUGCCGGCCUUACAAGUGCAGAAAUGUGAAGAGAUAGACCAAUUAAUAGGUCAGCUGAUAAAAAAGAAUCGGGUCGGAGUCACAUAUGAGCAAAAAAAGUGUGAUUUGGGUCACCUGUGCCUGCAGUGUGAAAACAGCCUGUUUUGAGGGGGUGCAUUCAUUCUUCUUUUUAUGUCUCAUCUGCGGUAUAUGAUACACAAAGGUAGCAUGGUAGUACCAAGUCAUUGAACCUCUGAUACCUUCUAGGAGGUCGUUAUAGUGUGGAAGAGGGGAAAGCUAAUGGUAAUGUUGGCUGAGCUGGAACAUUAUGUGAUGGAAUUACAACGUGUCCGACGCCAAAGCGCAGAGCAAAUAAGAUCAACCGCUGCUGUCAUCUUUUAAUGACAUAAUUCUCUGUCUCAUAGAAACAGAACUGAGUGUAUUGUUCAUUGAUUGGUUCACUGAUUGCUGUUGCAGUGUACCGAUAUUGACAAGAACCGUCUCAUAGGAAAAAUAAGAUAUUGAUAUUGUACCAAAAAUAAGCAUAAUAGGUAUUUCGAUGAACAGCCAUCAGCAAACUUUGCUCUGUACUUAGUAUAGAUAUGGUUAAAAUGUCAUCCUCGGUGAAGUUGAAGUCAGAAGCAGAGUUCAUGCUUCGUUAGAUCUUUUUCUUUUUGUUUCAAGACGCACGCUCUCAGUUGAUUGGUCAGUCGUCUUGUUACCUCUCAGAGCAACGUAAGAAGUCUGCAAACUGGGAUAAAUCAGGAACAGAUGGAAGCUCAGGCUGUUGUCUCUUUACUUGUGCCAGCAAUUUUUCUCUUCAUCUCUGAUCUGGGAAGCUUCUUACACCAGUGACACUGAUAUCUAAAAGAUCUGAAGAAACCAAGGUUGAGGAUUGACCUGCCUGAAAAUCAGUCAAAGACCUAUUGGUAUCUCUGCACAAGGUCUGUAAUCAACCCAAGAAACUCUUGAUCGACUAAAACACUAAACUUUUUAAAUUGACACAGAAAAAAAAAUCAAGUCGACCAAUCAGAAUUUUUGUCGACUCAGCACGCAUCGACCAAUAAGUCGACCAGUCAGUUAGCACUUUACAGCCCUACUCUGCACAACCAUGGCAGAGCGGUGUCUUCGGUUUUGUUCAAAGCAUUGGUCUCUGAACAUGAGCGUCUUGUUUGCAGCUGUUAGCUCCGUGAUUUUGGGCUUUGCAUGUUUUUCAUCAAUGACAUCAGAAUUGUAAUGGAUGAAAUAUGACUGAGUGAAAAGCAGCGUGCUGCAUUCGUAUGUCUGUACUCUCCUGUGUGAUUAGAGAGUUCAGUCCAUGAGGUCUUGAAUCCAUCUAGUAGCCUUUUGAUUUUGGCCUCAGAGGAGCUUUCUUCAGUGUUUUGCUUCAUGAAUUAGGACCAGACAUUCACUGUGGAAAAGCAGUUCAUUAAGAGGCAGCCUCUUUGGCUGUCUUUUAAUGGGAACAGUUGUCUCUGAGUUUGAUGGUGAGUUAAGGUCAGUCUCUCCUCAAUGCCUUGUGUUGUUGUCUGUUAUUUCAUUCACUACAUCAGAAGCUUUCCUCCUAAUCCCCCCCUUUAAUACGCUCUGUUCUAACCAUCAGCUGAAGCUCAUUUCCUCCUGCUUUGAAGGCAUGUUUGAAUGAUGUCAUUCUGAAGGAGGAAUCAAUUAACCUGCUGAGAGCUGUGAAAGGUUAAGGAAAAGCAAAAAAAAGUCUUUAAGCUGGUGUUCAACUCUCUCUCUCUCUCUCUUACCCUUUCUCUCUCUCUUUCUCCUUCCCUCCCUCUCUGUUACAGCAUGCAUGAAGGAUGCCUUUACUUUGUGAGUGCUCUAUGGAUGAAAAUAAGGAUGAGAUGCACUAUAAUUAUUUCCUUGGGGGAUAUGUUUUCACUCUUAUGACUCACCGCCUUUUAAUUAAAACAGGAAAAAUGUAAUCGCCUUGCUCCUCUGAAUUUAAACCGCAGGUAAUGACUGUGAGAAAUAUUUACUUGAAACCCUCGCAACUGGCAUCGAGAGAUUCCUUUGGCGUUACUGUAAAGCUUGAGUCGCUUGGCGAGAGAUCGUCCUUGUGUAUUUGUGUCCCAAGUUCUUGGUCAUGUCUGUAGACAUUAACCCAGAUUUUCACCCCAAACUUGUCCACUUUGUUAAAGCAGUGUUUCUAAUUUAAUGCUUAAUCUAACUCUCUCUUAAAUUAGCGGUAACAUGUCUUGCAUCUGUAUGUUUUCCCCUCAUCUACAGUAAAAUGAUCCUUUUUUUUUUCUGCCACAGUCUAAAUAAAUGAAGAAAAAUCUGCAUUUCUCAUCUUGUGGAAAUCUGCUCUCUGAAAAGUUUCCCUUCUGUGCUGCAGUUGAGGGUUUGACCAUUUUACACUGUGGUUCUGCAGUCUUGGUUGAGACUGUGUUGUGAUACUUAGGAAACUAACUUGUAAAUCACUCUGAUCAUCUCCAUUCUACGUAAGGAGCUGAAAUUUCCUGUUUUCCCUUGCCAAAAAUAAGUAUACCUCAAGUCCAUUUUAUGAAGUAAAUGUAAGUUUAUUUUAGCAUACUUCCCAGAGUAUACUAACAGUGAAUUUACUAGUAAACUUCUGUGAACAAAACUGGCCCAAUUUUAGUUUAUAUAAGUACACUUGAAGCAUACUUGGAAGUGAACUUUUUAGUAUAUUAGUUUACUAGUAAUAAACGUCUAGUCCCCUUUUUAGUUUGUAAAAGUACACUCUGAAGCUUUUUUGAGGGGUGGGGUGGGAGGUGGCAGUUUUGCCUAUGAUGGAUGGGACAGAGUGAAAAUGUGGAAGACAGAGAGAGGAGGGAUGACAUGAAGUACAGGGUCAGGACUAGAAUCAAACCCACAACCGCUGCAGGGACCAUGGUCCCCAACAUGGGGCGGCUUAACCCACUUAGCCAUUUGCGCACCUACUCUGAUGCAUACUUUAAAUUACCUUUUUGUUAUGCUAUUAUUUCAAUAGUAGUACAUAUUUAUAUACUUGACUUGUACUGCUUAUCUUUAAAAGUAUGCUUUAUAAGUGUAUACUCUUAAAAAAAUAAGCAGAACAAGUCAAGUAUACUUAAACAUAAGGCACAAAUACAGAAGUUUAUUUAUGAGUGUUUAUUUAUUCUUUGUGAAAGCCAAGUAUAUUCCACAUUAAUUUGAUAUCUCUGAAAAGAGCAUAAAAAGUAAACUGAAAGCAUACUUCGUUUUAACACAGUAUACCUGAAGUAUACUUCAACAUACUUCUUUUAGGUAAGGGUUGUUAUCUUGCUUUUCCGUCCAUGCACAGCUGACCCUCUUUUUUAUCUCAUUUAUUGUUUUCCGUACCCUCGGCGUCCUUGACUUUGUUACCUUGCAUCUCCAUGUUUAUCUUUGCCAUAUCGUCGCCUAUUACUGCUUACUGUCUAUUGCAGAAACAGCAUAAACUAAACUACAGACACCCUACAGAGGCUGUUAUGUUUUCCUGUUGCUCAUGUUCCUCUGAAGGUCAAACCCUCAAAGGGAGAGACCGACAGUACCAGAUUGACUGAAACAUGUAGAGAGAGGGAGUGGAAUACUGAGUUGUAAGACUUGAGUCCAAGUGAGCAGCUGUUAUAGAGUCACUGGUUUGAGAAAAGUCAGAUCCAUAAGCUUAAGACUCUCUUUUUUGCUCUCCUGAAACACUUUGUGCAUAUAUUUUCUCAGCACUUUGCUCUCACCGUAGUGUUCUUAGUUUAUAAGAGUUUCUCAAAUGCACUGUCAAGUUCCUGUCUGAAGGACAUAUUAGAACUGAAGCCCUGGGUAAAAGCACCACUUAAACACUGGAUGUAGAUGUAAUGGGUGAACAGAUGUUGUUUUGUGUCGUCAAGUCAGCUUCAUGAGGUAAGUGUGGGGUAAAAUUAUAGAGGCAAUCUGGUGCUGUAUCUAAUUUAAGGACCCCCCCUUCUUUUCGCUUACUGCUUUCAGUUACAGACAGCAAGUUCCCCAAGGAAGCCUUCUCCAUCAGUUCCACAGAAGAAGCUGCCAACACGGUGGAGGAGCAGGAGGAUGUAGAUGAGUGUCAGCUCUUUGCAGGCCAGCUGUGCCAGCACACAUGCACCAACAUCUGGGGCUCCUAUCGCUGUGACUGUCAUCAGGGCUACAUCCUGCAGGAGGACGGACACUCCUGUGCACCAGGUACUCCUGAGAGGUUCAUAUACACACUGUGUCAAUCAGUUAAACUUAAUCAAGAAUAGAAAUAUGUUAAAGGUGAAGCUGCAGUCAACAAAGAGUCAAAUGAGAUAUCGAGUCAGACUAUGAGUGACAAACCGUGAUUGAACUGAAGUAGAGAUGAGAAGAUUAACUGAUUCGUAUCGAUACACGGUCACGUGCAUGCAAGGUGCGGGUGCAUCGGUAGAGCAGCUGAGAGUGAAUGCAGUUUGUGUCGAUAUAAUCCAAUCUGUUUAAAACAUAACUUUUAUUUUUAUGUUACUAAACCAUUUUGAGGGCAUAAUUUCUUUGGAUUUGCAGAUGUACAAUCCAAACUCAAGUAUCAGCUCCGCGGAUGCACUACAUACGGAUGAAUAAUAGUGAGAAGGAGUGUGAGUAGUAGGAUACUACUGAGCAAAUUUACUGUCCUCUGAGUUGUAAAUCAAAAGUUUGGCAACGCUACGGGUUUUACAAGAAAGACUGACGACUUGACAAGACAUUUGCAAAAUGUGCCUCGCUGCUGUAAAAUACACAGGCAGUAUGAUUGACCUAAUAAGUCAGCGCCAUGGCGUUGUGUUGGAGGGGUCUGCUAGCACCCCCGCCUCCCUUGCUUCCAGUUUGGAUUCGCCUGCAGCAAGCAGCUCCGAUAGAUAGAUAGAUAGACAGACAGACAGACAGACAGACAGACAGACAGACAGACAGACUUUAUUGACUUUAUUCCAUUACUAUUAACUCUACAUGCUCAAUAACGUAUGCUACAGUGUUCUUCAUCUGCAAAGAUAUUCAGAAUGACAGUGUAACAGAAAGCAAAGGUUUCAAACACCUCCUCCAUGUCUCGUUGUCUAAUACCAAACUGAAAGCUGUUCUCCAAAGAGCAGAUCCCUGCCCUCUACAACAAAGUUAGAAGAUAGAUAGAGUAGUCAAUGAGCAAAGCCCACAGAGUAGCUGUGUAUUGUGAUUUGGGUGCAAGUCGUAUCGUACUGCAUCGCAUAUUGCCACACAUUUAUUGACCUUGUACAUAAGAUGCCCAACCCUAAAUUUAAGGCAUCUUCACUCAAUGAAGGAAGCUAAAAGGCCGCUUCUAUGAUCGUGUAUUUUUAUCUGCAAACCCAGGCAUGAUGGAGGUUUUUCCUGUUGAAGCUACAUUUCUACUGUCUCCUGUUUGACCCUUUUUUUAUUGAUUUUGCAUUUAUUGCCAUUGUAUUUCGGUGAUGCUGUGGUUUAAACAUACAACAGAUUUCAUCAGUAUAAUCACAACACUUUAGCAAGAGCCAACCAAUUAAACAGGCUCAUUGACAUUCCCCUCAACCUCAAAUAAGAGAUGAUUCAUCACGUCCAUAUCUUUGCUCUAUGAAAGACUAUAAAGACAAAAACAUUCAGCAUUGGUUCAGAUCAUGACAUUCUUAAAGAGGGAACAGCUUUAUAUGUGUUAUAAAGUUACUCUUUGGUUAUAGUUUAUAUAUCAGGACCAUGUUGGUCGAUCGGCCUUUAUUAAUGCUGCAGUUUUCAAGUAUGAAGUCAUUUCUUUCUGACUGUUAACUCUUCACUGACCUGACUUGUUCUGCUCUGUUUUGUUCCAUUUUUUUUAUGCAGUGAGUCCCGACAAGGAUAACAGAGCCAGAGAGGAGCCCACUGCUGUCCCAACAAAGACUACCACAACCAGCACAACCACUACCAGCCCACCACUUAUACGCCUCAGUCCUUGUGCAGGUAAUUCCAACAGUCUGAUACUAAAAUUCAUUUGAUAUCACUGUGUAUUAGAUUUACUCCAUAGACUGUACAUUGAAUGGGCGUCAUCUGCCUCCUCGCUGGGUGAGGAUGGACAACUUUGAAUUUGAAGCCAAAUUGCUCUUUAGUAUUUCCGGGAUUUUUCUCCACUUCCUGGAACCACCACUUGCACAGUAGCGUUGUACGCAUUCAGCGGGAGAGUCGCCGAGAGUUACUGUGAUGACGCUCGGCUCAAACAGCGUAUCCCCCCGGUCUUCGUACGCCAAUUGGCUUCCAUCAAGUGUCAAUCAUAGAAAACAUGAACCCCCAAGUAACUUUUAAAAACGGAGCUGUACAAAAAAAAGAGGACUUGAGCACAAACCAGUCUCACAGUAACUACAUGUCAACAUCACAAGCAGGGGGGAGAAAAAUGUAUAUUCUGUGUCAUAAAUUUCUAAAGUUCGUCCACGACUCCAUAGGAAUUGCUAGAGAUGGCGGGAUUUAUGACCUUUACUGCUGCCCGUCAACAGAGGGUGCUGUUCUCGCAGUGGCUUCACCCAGCGAGGAGGCAGAUGGCGUCAAUUCUAUAUACAGUCUAUGGCAGGGAUGGGCAAUCAUGUGCUAUGGAGGGCCAAGAGGCUGCAGGUUUUCUCUCCAACCCAAAACUCCACCAGGUGAUUUCACUAAUUAGUCCCUGCUCUCUGCUUGGAGGUGAGGUAAUCAGUGAAGUCACCUGGUGGAGUUUUGGGUUGGAAAGAAAACCUGCAGCCUCUUGGCCCUCCAGGGCACAUGAUUGCCCACCCCUGGUCUAUGGUGAAGCCUCUGCAGAUGCUUGGUCAGCACAGGCAUGAGGACGUAAACCUGCACGGAAGACAGAAGGCUUGAGAUGACGACUGCUGUAAAUUUGCUGCUAUAUAAAAUAAAAUUUGAUUGAUUGAUUGAUUGAAUUGAAACUUAAGAUUGACAGUGUCUGAAAGAGCUGCUCUCUCUGCAGAGUACAGGACAUUGUAGUGACACUUUGAUCAAUGUAAAUCAUUUGAAACAAUAGAUGACCUGUUCAGGAGCAGCGAAGCCACAGGAUUUGAGAUGAUCUCCUGAAAUUGCAUUACCUGAGUGGUUGGUAGUGAAGAUGCGGCGCUUCUCAAUACAUUGAUUUUGGACAAUUAAACCUGAUCUGUACGUUUUUUUCUCCUUUAUUUACUUCCUGCUGUGAGGCUCCUCUUUGUUCGUCUUCUUCCUCUCUUGGCUACAGCUUAGUGUUUCAGCUUUACGCAUAAUGGAACUGAGGACAGGAUCUCACAGAAGGCUGUAUUGAGUGCGAGCACUUGUAUGUGCUGCCUGGAGCACAGUAAGCCGGACACAUCUGCUCAGUGUAUCAGUUCUGCUUUUAUUGAAACUAAGCAGGUAAGCAGAGCUCAGAGGAGCUGACGUGAUGGCAGAUGUGUCUAGCCUGAGGUAAUGACGUCAAAAAAGCAGGGAGAGACAGUCAACACUCUGCGUGCAAUCCUGUUGCUAAAGUAAAGUCGAAGAUGAUCUGCUAAAGCUGCAGCAUCCUCUUUGGCUAAAUAUCGAGUGCAGCAAACUCUCAACAUGCACAAGUCUUCACCCCAGAGACUCUAACAAAGGCCCGGCUCCUUUCGAGUGGCUGAUUGUUAGUUAUGAGAAUAUCCUGGUCAAUGAAUCGAGCUGCUCUCUGACACUAACUGCUGCAUAGCUCAAGCGCUCCUGUGAAAUAGUAGUGAAGCAGUUCCUGGUGCAUGCUUCUUUGUGACGGGACUAUCGAGCUGUUAAAUAGCAAGAAUUGAUUCUGUUGUGCUGAAUGUGAUGGCUUAUGAGAGGCUCCUUCCUGCAGGGGGUGAUGAUCAGAGCGAGGGUGUGAAGGUGGAGUCCAUAGGAGCCUCCGGGAGCGAAACAACAGAACGAUGAAUUACUAGGACAGCAGAGAAACAGCACAGGGAUGAGAAAUUUAAGACAUUAUGAGUGAAUGGCUGUCCUGCAGGCGUAACAGUGUGGAGUCAUGCUGCUGGUAUUUUUGUCUCCCACAGAAAAUGGUCCUUGCAGUCAGCAGUGCAGUGUGGUGGCAGGCCGGGCUCGCUGCUCCUGUUUCCCGGGUUUCUCUCUGAUGAUGGAUGGACACAUGUGUGAAGGUAAGGCCUGCUGCUCUUCUUCCUGGAAGUAAUUGGAGCGCUUGAAAAUGCUCGUACGUAUCCUUUAAGCUGUCUUCCUCAAAACAGGGUUUGCACAAAGUAACAAACAAUCCAAUAAUGCCGCACACUCCUGUGCAAAUGAACAAUAACAAACACAUACAGCCAUGGCAACAGAACAUAAGAGCAUUGGAGCAGUAUGUCCAGAGAUCAGGACACUUUUUAAUUGGAUGCAGUCACUCAUGAAGCAGGAAAAUGCGGCUCUUUCCGUGCUAAACAAUGCAUCGACUGAUUGAGCUCCAACUUCCUGGUGCCUGGAGCACUAGUCAACCUUAGCCAAUUACUCUUGGUGGCAACUAAAGCUGCAAAAACAAACACUUCACAUAACAUCUGUAUGCUUAGCUGAAAUCCUUUUAUAAAACCGUGUCGAAUACCUCGGCACAACAAUGCCACAGGCAAAAUGACAGGCGGAGGCCAAAAGUUACAGUCAAGCUGUACUGUGGAUCACUAGACUAUGUAUUAGUGUUCAACACCUGCAACAUGUAAUACUACAUUUUUAUGAUGCUUUAUAAAUUCUGUUUUUUUAUUUAUUUAUUUUUUAAGAAAGAGAUUGUUAUCAGGGGCUUGUUUGCUUGUGUUACAGGGAUAUUCCUGAGUAAAAUGAAGUGUCAAACACACCGUUACACCGAGUUAGACACUCCCUCGAGGGAUGAAUGUUGCUGACUGCUUGCUUUUUCAGUUAUACCAACUUUAGAAACCACAAAAUAGCAAUACACAGCGGUCUAUGUCUCCACGUGCAAACCUCAACCAAAAAGUCACUCUAUAGCCACAAAUAAUGCUCAGAACAGCACCUAACUUCAUCAACAGCACAUACAGGGUCCCAGUCAUAGUACUAGCCAUCAGACAUCUUUUUAGCUUUGCCCGGUUUCUUUAGCAAAGAGACCAAAUACAACUCACCCACUCUCCUUCAGCAGCCGCUUGUUUGUAGGGGGAGCCCUGACAAGUCGAUCACUGAGUGCAGCGGAUCAUUUCCUUAAAGUAAUAAUCACCAUAAUAAUCAUUUUGCACUGCAGAUGCGGUAGUUCUUCUGCCUUAGCAUCUCGGUCAGUUUGCAUGUCCAUGAAAUAAUGAUCAUAACUGUUCUUGCCUGAGCUGUGAAACUCUGCAGCACUUGUUUGUAGGGCUCCCCUACAAACAAGCUGGAGAAUCAAUCACCUCUUUUUUUUUUCCUGUUUUUCCUCUUCUCUUCUUCUCUUUCUUACCUGUGCACCAGAGGGUUUCCUCUUGCUGGACAAAGAAAAAAACAAUUAAACAGUGCAUCACUGUGACGCGCUGUUUUGUUGGUCAUUGUCAUCACAGCAUCAGCGUGCUGCCUGAACGUGCUGCAGGGCUAAACAAAAAGACAGUCCAGCUGCAGGGGUGUUCGUUCUUUAUAUAUAUAUAUAUAUAUAUAUAUAUAUAUAUAUAUAUAUAUAUAUAUAUACACACACACAUAUAUAUAUAUAUAUAUACACACAUUUAUUUAUAUUGACACACACACACACACACACACACACACACACAUAUAUAUAUAUAUAUAUAUAUAUAUAUAUAUAUAUAUAUAUAUAUGAGUAAGAACUUAAAUGGAAAAUAAUAAUUUAACAAGAAGAAAAUGUUUGGUGAUCCCCCCCCACCACCACCUAUCACCCUAGGCGAUCGCCUGGUCUGCCUAGUGAAGGAGCCGCCUCUGCUGCUAGAUGCAGGAUUUGGUCAUGGUUUCCUAACAACAUAUCUAUUAGAGCUUUAUAAGGAAGUAAAACACCAUAUUAGGUAUUAGGCAUAUGUAGCUAACACUUAAAUGUAGUCUCCUCCACUGGUCCAAUGAUAAAUGUUUCCUUCAUGAAGGUGUGACAAAUAGUUUUUGUUCCAGCAUGAAAAGGUGUUGAUUUAACUUUAUGGUAGUUUUGGGGGCAGUAGUUUUUGCUGCAACUGAAUUAGCUCUGUUUUACUAAGAGGGUUGUAGGCUUCCCUGAUUGAGAUUAACAAUUAAUUGAAUCAUCCUCUUUUGAGGAGAUACAAAAACUUUUUUUUAAGAAAAUAAAAAAUAUAUAUAUUUUGAAGGUCUCUGCUAGACUGGGAGUGCUGCAGCUGAGAGUUAAAACGAGUCACUGAGAAAAAGCUUCAUAGCAAAGAUGGAUGAUCCACAUUAAACCUUCCAGAAAAAAAAAGUCAUUGUUUUCACACCAUUAUGGUUUUCCAUACAGCAAUAUGUUCCCUGCAGGGGUUAGUUAAUUGAUCUGUGAAUUUGUAACAGGGCAUGAAGUUGUGAUUUGAAGUGAUGUAUAGCCCUUCUCAGGAAUCCAGUACAUGCCUGUUCAAUAAAUGUUGCUCGUCCAAUUGUUCCUCACAGCACAUGUACUUUUAAAUCUGUGCAGUAUGUUAUUAUAGAAAUAGAGAUGAGUGGAAAGUUAAUGAUACUUACAUAGGAAGAGUUUUGCUUGUUAAUUUGCAUUUUAUUUAAACACGUGCUGCUAAUUACCAGAAGCCUGCAGUGGAAAAGGGAUUUCCCUACAAAAUGAUUAUAUACAGUCAAAGUUUAUUUAAACUGUCUGUCAGGCAGCCAAUGGGCAGGUAUCUCUGUAUGCAUACACUCUCCAUAAGAGUGAGCGUUUCCUUCUAAUCACUUCAUUCAGAGAGUAGGACCCUCUCUAUAAAGUGUUUCCACAUGUGAACAUGUGGGUGGGCAACUCUGGGUCUGGAGAGGAAUGAAGUAAAGCCAAUUGUACUACAAGAUGUGAUUGUGAGGGGGUAUUAGAGGACUUGAUGGAAUUAUCUGCAGACCGUGGAGUAAACUGUGGAGUACCUGCUGAUGUGGGUCUGUCAUGCAGUCUGUGAAAACCAUUAUGAAUGAUUAACACUUUACAUGAUUGCAGAAUCUCAGACUGUGAUGAUUUAAUUCACAGAUUAGUAGUUUGUAUGAAGCCGUUAAUAUGUCUUUUGAAUUAUCAGCUGUACAUGAAUGAGAGGCUAAUUCAAGGCUUUCACACAUAAAUGUUCCCAGAUGAUGUGUGUAUGUAGGUGUGUGUGCCAAAGAGAGUAAACCGUGUGAAGAAAGAUCAUGUAUCACCUUAAACCGCCAAUGUGUUGAUAGACAGUCACAGUUUUUCAGGCUGUGAAUGAAUAUUUGAAUGUUUUUGUCAAACACAAACAAAAACACUCUGGCAACUUCAAAUACAGGAAUCAUGGAGGUUUCAAGGUCUAACAUGUGAGGUUGCCACCCUCACUUAUUAUCAAAAUUUCCAUACAAGCUAUUCUGAACAAGUGCAAGGCUGAAUUUGUUUUUGUGGGGGAGCUGCAUAAUUCAAAACGUGAGGAUCAGCCUUGAGAGCUUUUACCUGAAUGAGACCUUGUAUUUAAUAUUUGCCAAGACCAACUGCAUUAUUCUCCCUGUGGCCACAUUCUAGCAUGAAUUCUGGGUUUACAUCCUGGAAAUCCUUGAGAGCAGUAUUUUAUCUGCCCUGCCAAACACUGCAGAGGAUAUUACCACUGACUUUUACCACACAGUUUUCAGACCAGAGAAACUGUUAAACCAACAAAGAGCAGGACCUUAUUCAAGGUAAAAGUCAUCUCUUUACUAUUACACAAAUCAUGCACACUUGGUGCAGUUAGUGUAAUCUUUCUGUGGAGAGUGGGGACAUUUAAGUGUGAUCCAACUUCAUCUCAUGGCUUUCCUCAACCAGAGAAGAUGCUCUGGCACCAGGGAGGGGUUGUUAAAGUAAUUAGAACUGGUUUCACCAAGAACAGUGACCAUCUGAUCAAGCAAGAACAAGCUGUCCUUUAGAUGUGUAAGUUUGUCUUGAUAAAGUAAAGUAUUUGUGUGCUACACCAUCUUGCAUUGCUGCAGUUUCUCAGCAUUCACAGACUUAACCACAGAUGAAGGUCACAUGAUUAGGCAAUCUUAACGUUAUUUAAAUCUUACAUGUUGGGGGAGGGGUUGUUACAUUGAUAAUCUUUUACCACAUCCCACAUAAACAAACAGAGAACGAUUGUUAACAUCUGCCAGUGAUUUAUAAUAAAGGGCUGUGUGAUAGUGUGAUAUAAUGCAGUGGUUCCCAAACCUUUUUUCCCCAGGGCACACAGAAGGACAAGUAAAAAUCACACGGCAAAACAUUGUGCAAAAUAGCCUUUUUAGCAUGUGUUAUCACUCAGACCAUGUAAAAAAAAAAAAAAAAUUAUAUAUAUAUCCUUUUUUUUUUUUUUUUUUUUUUAAUAUAUGCACAUUAUAUAUAUAUAUAUAUGUAUAUAAAAUGUGCACUAUUAUUCACUGAUGCUAAAUUAGAUGAGAAAAAGACAACUGUAUUACUCAUGAAAUAGUAUUUAUUAACGAAAUAUUUCAAAAAUUAAUUUUGAACUUCAUCAAAUUCGGCUUCAUCAAAGCAACAACACACCAUUUUGAACAUGACAGGUCACACAAUUAAAAUGAGGCAAAGGAAACUCAGUAGAAAUACAUGUUUUUAUUCCUGCCCUGAAGCUUGGUGUUUAACUCGUUGAGAUGCCUAAAUAUGUCUUCAAGGUAAGCCAGCCUGGUGCGCCACCUCUCAUCCGUGAGCUUGUUCUUAUGUGGGACAGCGUGCUCACGUGAAAAUUCUAAAAGCUCUCCCCGAAGCGCAUAAAGACAGGAUAAGACUUCCUCCCAUGACAGCCAACGUACCUCUGUGUGGGGGAUCGGUGGUGGGUUGUCAGCAGUCUCAGUUCUGGUGGUUUGUGGUUUGCUCUGCACAAGAGAGCGCUCAAUUUUCCCUUGUGCGGGUUUUUAUGUUUUUAUGUUGUUUUAUAAUUCCCGCUUGCACAACUGCGUAAACAGCGAAAUAUGUGGAUCUCAAUUAGAUUUUUUUUAGGUUUAGAGUUUGCUUCUGUAUUUUGAAAUGAGUGCAAACAAAGUACAGAUAUAGUAAAUGAAAAAAAUAUUUCUGUGUGUGUGUAGUUGUAUAUUGCAAUGAUAAUGUAGGCCUAUGGUUAUCACAUAAUCCCAUGGCACACCCAGAAUGGCCUCAUGGCACACCGUUUGGGAACCAGUGAUAUAAUGUUAUUCCAAAUACUGGAAACCAAGGAACAGUUAAAUUUGAUCAAUAUAUGAUAAUUGUAUUGGAAAAAAAAACAACAAAAAAAACCCCAACAAGUUAUACAUAUCCAGUAGGCCAAACUGUGAUGAUUACAUUGAGUGGUCGACCAGUAUCAUUUUCCAGUUACAGUUUAUCACAACCUUGAAAAAACUUGGUAACUGUUGAGUUCUGGUGUCCAUCACAUUGGUGCCAGGGUUACAGUCAUAAAGAAAGUCAUGACAAAAUAGGAAAAAAAUACUCUUCCUUCAACAGCUUGCAUUAAGCCUGCUGAUGUUGUAGAGAGACACCAUUACAGAAAACAGCUGCUUGUUAACUUCUGGUUAUUGGUCAUAUUGGUCUAUCUAUGAUAGUUUGUUGGGGUACAGGAUUAGCAGAGGGAAAUGUGGUCAACAGGAUUUGGAGGGUGCCCAGUAAGAAUGGUCCAGCUGUAGAUUAUCAAUCCUCAAAGGUGCAGCACAGCUAACAGGAGAGCUUUAUGGAGAUGUCUGUCAACACUGGAAAGGUCUGAUCGCUGAAAUAAAUGUGAGUGGACCGUGAAAGCAAAGAGGCUUUAAAGCAGCUCUUCAGGGGGCAGCCAGAUCAUUUGGCCCAGUUCAGCAAUGAGAGCUGCUGUUCCUGCUCCCAAACACCUUUUAAUUCUGUAUCACUUCUGGCCAUAAAUCAGCUGAGUGUAGCAAUGUUCUGACCUGUGAUUGAUUCGUAGCCUCAUUUUUCAGUUAAUCUUUCCAUUUAAAUAAACUUGAAAAUUAAACUUGUAAUGAUGCCAGAAGUUUUCUUGAUGUCUGGGACACCUCAGUUAUAGUAAAGUUCCAAACUCUUGUCAGUAUUGUGUGAUUCUCCGUAUAUUAAAUUACUUGUUGGCUACAUUCACAUUAAUGGACAUGCUUGGCUCCUUAUGCUAUUACUAAAUUGACACAUGUAAGAAAAAUAUUUAAAAUGUACACUGUAGGAUCACCUUUCAUUCUGUCCUGAAUUACAGUAGUUUAAGGGCAAACUAAACAACCCAAAUUCACUUUAAUCUCUCCCCGCAUGUCUCUUAUCGCUAUGUUUUGAUAAGCAAGAACAUUUAAAACUAAAUGGAAAUAAAACCAAAAUUAUUUAGGGGGAACAAAGGAGCCAGGAAAGAACUUCAUUUGACGACUAAAGAAAUAUCCCUGAAGUCAGACCUUGUUGGUCCCACAUAGUAAUCCAAAGACCCCAACCUUUAGUGUAACUUUCAAUAAUUACUUUACUUUUUAGCCUUCGUCUGCAUUUUUUAUGUAUUGUUCUACAACUUUUUCUCAAUUUGUUUUCUAACAGUUAAUCUUGUUUUUCACUCCCACAUAUUUAUUCAUUUAUUUUGAUUUAUUGUUUUUAUUAUUGGUAGAGCUUUUACAAUUUUUCCAUUGCUGUUGUGUCCUGUCUCUGUUCCUUUGUAAAGCAUUUUGGCUGCUUGCCUGCAUGAAUGGGGGUGUUAUAAGAAGACAAUUGACUUGAUGCAAUUUAAAUUGUCUUGAUUUUAGUUGAGUUGAGCUGAGUUAAGCCGAGUGGGGUUGAGUUGUGUCGCGUCAUUUCAGCUUGAGUUAAGUGAUGUAAAUUUGAGAUGAGUUUAGAUGAGUUGAAGACCCACUCCGAUGAAAAUCUUGUUUUUCUUGUUGUCUACAUGUUCAUAUGGUAUUUUUCUGAUGCUACAGGACAAAUCAUGAGAAAACUAAAUGCGAAAUUGCUUUUCUGAGCCAAUCCAAGCUCAGAAAGGUAAUUAUGAUAUUAGCUUUCACCAUGUCCCUAAAGACAUUAGUGUCCAAGAGCUGAAUAGCUCCUAUGUUACCUGCCACUUCUGCAAAGGUAGCGUCUUCCUCACCUCAGAUCUCAGUGCCCAGUCAUGUCUCCUCACCAUCAGCUGCUAACUGUGUAGAUGCGUAUGUAUGUGAAGUUGUGUGUGUGGAAAUGUAUGUCUAUGUUCACGGGUGUGUGUGUAUGGGUAUAAUUGUGUGGGUGGGAGGUUUGGGGUUUUCUUGGGGAUUUUAAUGUUUCAUUUUGUUUUUUUUGCUUUGUAAGGCACUUUGUGUAACAACUUGUAGGAAAAGUGCCAUAUAAAUAAAAUAAAGUUGAAGUUGAAGUUGCUGCACAGGCUGCAAGCCAAUGUAAAGAUGGGUGUGCAGAGCAGGACUGUCUUCGACCAUGACUCAGAGGUGAAUUGCUCAUGAUCUACUGGAGCUCUGCAGAAGAAAAGCCCUUGAAAAUGACAGUUAAUGUGAUUGUGGCUGAAAACUUAAUAAUCACAAUUUGAAGACCACUGAGAACAGUUUUAGUUAAAUAUAAAAGAUCGGAGUGGGACUUUAAGUCGCAUUAAGUUGAGUUGAGUUGAGCUGGGUAAGGUUGAGUUGGGUUGGAUUGGGUCAGGUUGGGUCAGCUAGUUAAAUUGAGUCAAGUCAAGUUGGCUUGGGUUGAGGUGAGCCAGGUUGAGUUAAGCUGAGUUGAGAUGAGUUGAGCUUAACUGAGUAGAGCUUAGUUUGGCUGAGUUGAGUUGAGCUUAAUUUAGUUAAGCUUAGUUAAAUUGAGUUAAAUUGAGUUGAGCUUAACUGAGUUGAGCUUAGCUGAUUGAGUUGAGCUGAGUUUAAUCGAGUUGAGUUUAAUCGAGUUGAGUUGAGUUGAGUUGGGCAAAGUCCAGUCAAGUUGUUCUUCACUGAAAUGAGCAGAGUUGAAGAGGCCUUUCAGGGCCCACUCAUCAGAACACAUGGUUUCUGCAGAAAAGACAUUGUUCUCAUAUUUUUUGAUUGGCAAGAUACCACACAAUAAGACAGACCUAAUGGAAAAGGAAAUAUUUCCAACUGCAUGAUGCCAUGCUGUUAUCAAUCCUGUCAUCUUCUGAGAUUCUGCUUUUCAAAAACAAGUCUUCACACUGUGAUGUGAAUCAAACCUCCUGAAUUUGCCCUUAAACACUCUGUACACUUUCAUUUAGUCUUCAGUGACCAACAAUGCCUCCCUAAAUCUCAACCAGGAAGGGAAAAAACACCUUGAAUCAAUAAAGUUCAGGUUCUCACAGGGCUUAACAAAUUACAUUUCCCCUGUUAGAAAUAAAUAGAAGGUAGUUUGUAGUAGAUUUUUAACUUCACAUGGUAGAUUUGCAUAAAAGCAAGAGGUAGUUGUUAUUCGUCACAUGCAAACAUGGCCAAGGUUUCUACCAAAUACUGCGUACAUGUUUUCCACUAUGUUUCUUCUUUAUGGCACAACAUCCUGCUUCAUCCCUUGUCACAACGAUGGGGAAAUCAUGCACACGGCCUGGGAACCUCCAGUCCCUCCGGUCUCCAUCUUUGUAAUCCUGACCUUCUUGUCAAAACCAAAUCUGCAAAUACGCCAAGGCUGACUUCACUACCUCAGCUUGAACUUUUCAAAACCUCAUGGUCUGUGGGCUCAGAUGUGAAAGAACAACAGGGUGUGUGUUUACCUCUGUGUCUAAUCGUUCUGCCUCUCAGACAACUCUCCAUGCAAAGCCUCCUCUGGCCUUUCCAUGGAAUUCUUCCAAGGCUGCUCUCUCCCCUCUGUGUUUAAGAAAGCUUUUUUAUUUUUCAGAAAAUAGAGUCCUUGUUUCCACCUUGCAUUGGAUCACUUCACUCCUCACUGCUGUGUAAUGUGGGAGUCCCUGGGGGGAAGGAACCUUGAGGCAAUGGGCGUUUUUUUCUGCGUUAUUUCCCUUUUUUUCACUCUCAGAAUGACGCACUGGAAAUCACGCUGGCCACCAGAGUGGAAGAAGGAGGUGACUCUCUGCAUGACUGGCAAUACACAAACAUUGGACACAGUCCCAUCCAUUCCUAAGCUUGACAGGGAGUUAGACCCAGAGGAUGAGGCAGAAACAGCCCUGAGUUUUCUUUGCCCCUGGAAAUAUCCUCCCUGCAAUGAAGACAGCAGAUGUCUCUCGGUUGGGGAACAAACGGGGACAUUUGCAAAGGCAGGCCCCAAACGGGAGUACGUCACCCCUGAGCUGCCUGUACAGCCAACUGAAAGUCCUGUAGACUUUACAGAGGGUUACACAGUGUCAGAAGAGGAGUGUGUUCAUUUAAGUGAGUAAGAUAAAUGUGUUUUCUGCAGCUCCUAAGAGGCCUCAUAUAAUAGAAUAAACUGUGCUCUGUGCUGAGAGAGGUGAUGCCUGUGAAGUUCUCUGAGGUGAAUAACCUUACAGGGAAAGAGCUGCAGGAUGUUUCUCACACACCAGGUGCACAAUGAGAAGCUCAGAUCAGUGUUUUUCCUCCUGCUGCUCCUGGUUGGAAGGUGUUGUGAGACAGUUCAUUCAAAUUCCCUGAAGCAAAAGCUUUGAAAGUCGAGAGAGGGAUUCCAACGAGGGACUGCCAAAAGAUACAAAGGCAACACAGGAGAAUAUGUUCCCCUCUUGUUUCCUCCUUUUGUUCUUCAGCUUUAGCUCCUUCAUGCAGAUUUGUUCAAGGCCUUUUUCGUCUGGUUCCCUGUGGAAUAUUUUUGGGGGAAUAUUCAUAUCUGACUGCUGAGCUCCUGCAAGCAUGGAAACACGCAGAUACACUUGCCAUAUCCCCAGUCCAACGCUAUCGGUGCAUCCAGCUAAUCGGCCAUGCACUAUGAUGCAUGAUAAGGGUAUGCUGCGUUUUGAUAAAGAGAAGCCACAGCACAGCCACGAUCUGCUGUCUCGGCAUGAGCAGGCCGGUGUCAUAAAUCAACAGGGCCUGUUUACUGGCUGCAGAGCUGUUUGGCUGAUAAAGAUUAAAAGGUUUGCAACUGCGAAGUUUAUUUCACACAAACAAGCAUCACAAGCAAAACACCACUUAGCUUUUGCCAAGACCUGAUAUUUUAAAUCUGACCGGGGAUUUACGAAGCAGCCGUGUCAAAAGUUAUGAUGGCACGCCAAACAACAAUCCAUGAUGGAUUCUGGGUGGAUAUACAAGCUGUGUGAGUUAUAGCAAGAACAAAUCUCCAUUUAGACAGACAAGCAAAAGUUUAGUUGGCCUGUUUUAUUUUUUUAAACACAUAUAUUCAUGUCAUCUUUGAGAAUCAUGGCUUCUGCUCUGAGCUGGACAAAGUAUUAUCUAGUCGGGGAUGAAAAUAGAUCAAAAAAUGUAUUUAAAUUCACUGACGGUGCCGCCUCUCAGUAGAUUUAUCAGUAAGGUUGCCUUUAUUUCUUUACCUUAUCAUUGUUUUAAAGUUAAAUCAUCACUGUAGCUAUCACAAGAGGACAGUAAGGCUGACUUUGAGCCUGACAAACAAACAGAAAAAGGACAUCAAGCUUUUAACCUCAACAGCCACUGAGUUCGCAAAAGAUAUUAUAAAGUAACUGACGUCCUUGUUGUUUUCACAGGAGUUCUCAUUCAGGUUAGCCAAAUAGUCCAAAACAUAGACUGUAUAUACUAUGGACAACUUGGCUCCGCCUUCCGCCAUGAUAAGAAUUUAAAGCUGAAUUGCUCUCGGUAUUCCCGAAGUUUUCUCUUUAGCGUUGUAGGCAUUUGGCGGGAGAAUCAUGGUGAAGAUGCUCUGCUCAAACAACGUAUUCCCCCGGUGAGCUACGUAAACUUUGUACGCCCAUAGGCUGUAUCAAGUGUCAAUCAUAGAAAACAUGAACCUCCUAAUAACUUUUAAAAAUGGAGCUGCACAGAAAAAAGAGGACUUGAGCACAAACCAGUCUUACUGUAACUGCAUGUCAACAUCGCAAGCAGGGGGGAGAAAAAUUUAUAUUCUGUGUAAUAUUUAUCCAAAUUUUUCCACGGCUCCAUAAGGAUUGCUGGAGAAGGCGGGAUUUAUGACCUAUACUGCAGCCGGUCACCAGAGGGUGCUGUUCUUGCAGUGGCUUCACCCAGCGAGGAGGCAGACGGCGUCUAUUCUAUAUACAGUCUAUGAUUACACCAAAAGAAAGAAAAAGCUCUGACAGCAAUAAGAGGGUUUGGUACUGCUCAUCACAGGAUAACAGAGUCUACAGGAAAACAAUGUUGAAUGGGUUUGUACAGAGUGGCUCAUGCUGGCACAGCUAGUACCACCAGCUUUUUGUCUGCCUUGCAGGUUGAUUUCGACCUGCUUCCAUCUGUUCUUGAGAAAUAAAGCUACACAUAUAAACACAUAUAAAGCUUAAUUGUACACAUAUUCUAUACCUAGACUGUAAGCUAUGUGGUGUCAGCAUUUCAAUGAAGGCGACCACCAACCAUCACCAAUGGGCUUCAAAACUCAGCUGGGCUCUGUGGUCCCCCUGCCUCUGCUUGCUAUGCAUUCUUCCUGUCAAGUAAACCGGACUCUGGCAGACUAAGUAACUAAUCUCAUUUGUCUUCUUCAAACCACUGCCAAACUGGCCCACCCAAUUUUCUCUAUUAUCAAUCUUUAUUCAAUCAAUCUUUAUUUAUAUAGCACCAAUUCACAACAAGUGUUAUCUCAUGACAUUUAACAAAAACAGUUGGUCUUGACUAGACUCUGUUUACAAAGACCCAAUGUAAAGAUGGGAUCAGACUGAGCCUCCUUUGUAAGAUCAGACCCACUCCCACCCCAUCUUAAACCACAUGAGGGAAACACUUUAUAAAGCACUGAGAGAGUUACAGUGGAGAGGAAGAACUUGCAAUGUAAUUUAACAGACAAUGUCAUUUACAGGCAGAAACCUUGAGCAGAACCAGAGUCAUGUCAUGUUAGACAGUCAUCGGCUGAGACUGAGCUGGGUUUAGAGAGGAGAGAGAGAGAGAGAGAGACAGACAGAAGAGAGACUAAAAAAUGCUGUGUUAGUGACUGUAAUGGGACAUGAUAUUUCAAAGCUUGUUACAUAAAAAGAAAGAGGAUGGAGAAAGAGGUAAAGGUGCUUCGUGUACCAGUACCUCCAGCAGUCUAAACCUGUAGCAGUGAAACUAAGAGCUGGUCCAGACCUGAACCAGCUCAAACUAUGAGCUUUAUCAGGAUGUAAGUGUUUGUUUACAUCCUGAUAGUAGGGCAUUACAGCAGUGUGGCAGCGGCUGUUAACCAGAGUAUAGCUAUAGUGCUGCCCUCUAGGGGCUGGCCGGGCAUUACCGUAGACACAACAUAAGCCUGGCAUUUUAGACCAACUUCACUGAAAAUACGAAUAACUUAACCAUUUAAGUGACUUGUACUUCUUAUGUUUCUUUGACUAAACACACACAUCCCUCGAGUUUACACAGUAUGUUUAACGCCAUUGUGCAGAUUAAAAAAACUGUGGAUCAAUCUGGAAUUUUCACGUCCGUCCGUGUAAAUUCAACUGCAGUGGUUCUUAACUUUUCCUUAUACACAUCAAGCAGGCACUGAACAGAGUACAGCACUUGUUGUAGUGUGAGAUUUUGGCAGCAUGGCGGUGUAAAAUCCAUGUUCCCUUUUUUAAGCUUCGUAUUGGUCUUUGUGUAUUUGGUUCUUUUUGCUCUACUUACUUCACGUAUCUUGGCAAGCUGCUCUGAUUGUUUUGAUCUCUCCGGAUUACAGAUUGAUGAGAGGAGAAAUGGAACCAAAAUAUUUAUGUUGUAGGUCUUCAAAAACAAAUCAGCAAGCUUUAGGACAAAGACCGCUCCACAAGGCUUUUGUUAUUGGCCCGAUUGAGGACAUAAAUAUAUUCAGGAUUAUUGCAACAGACCAUCCAUAUAGUUUGUGCAAUUAUAAAUCAUCAUCGUGGAACGCCAUGAUUUGCCAACAGAUGAGUCAGUUCACCUCCAAUUUAAGAGAAAGUAUCCUGAAACUGUCUAAACUCUGUCAUGAUUUUAUGUGUGAGGGGGGCUUUGGAAAGAAAACACUGUCUGUGCUGUGUUUGUGAGCUCAACUUCCCAGCACACAUUCAUCUCUUUGCCUCUACGAUGGCCAGCACUGUCAGAGGCUGUGAGGCGAAAUGCAAAUGAUGAUAAUCUCCAAAAACCUUUCUUCUAAACUUUCUUUCAAAGACAGCACAAACAAUGAUUUUGCAAACCACUCUCACGUGGGUUUGACUGCACAAAUGGAUAACUUGUUUUUUUCCAGUCAACCUUAAAAGCAAGUGUCUCAGCCUGAGACUCAUGAAAGCUUCGCAGCCAGUGAUUAUCGCGCAGGCAAGAGCAAAAUGUAUAAUUUGCUAGUAUUCCUCAAAUUCGUAUAAUGACUUGCUUUGUUAGUUUCCUGAGGAUUAUUUUGCUGACGUCAAUCUGCUGCUGACUCAUUGAGCUCCAUUAUAGUAACAGUGGCAGUCAGAGAGAAGAACUAAAUCCAGGCCUGUCCAUCAACAGCUUCAGGUUGCUGGGUGUGCUUCACUCCUCUGUCCACCUGACCUUCUUCCCUGUAAUUUUACACACACACUCUCACCUCUUCUCUUACAGAUGUGGACGAGUGUGUGACCAACACCCACAGCUGUCGUCCCAGCGAGCGCUGCGUGAACACAGUGGGCUCAUUUGUCUGCGAGCUACAGGUCACUUGUCCUGCAGGAUACCGGCGGAGGAACAGUGUUUGUGAAGGUGAGGUCACUGUAACUGAUGUGCUUCAUGAAGCAGAGUGACUCAGCAGUCAUUUCCAGAGCUAAAGAUUAAGUCUGUGAUGUCUUCUUCUUCAACAAGCACAAAAGAGCUUCAACUUAAAGAGGUUUGAUACAGCAGAAAGUACAGUCAUGCAAAACCCUUUUACAAGAUCUUUCCUCGGUGUACCUCUAAACCAAGCCCCUCUGUUAACACCAUAAACACUGUGGCCAGGAAAAGUGUCAUAGCCUACUUUGGUCACAAGUUUACAACUUCUAGAAACUUUACAAAACUUCAAAUAAUGUCAAAAAUAUAACAUUUCAGAGCUGAAAAUAUGAAUCUCUUAUGGUUGCUUAUUGCAGAUUAUAAUAAGAAUAGAUUGUUACUUUUUUAUCUCAUCUUGCAUUAAAGAGUUGAAUAAUGUUAAAGGGAUAUUCCGGCAUAAAUUUAAGUUAUGGUCAAACAUACUGUAACACCGAGUUAGACACCCCCUCAAGAGAUGAGUGUCGCCAACUGCUUGCUUCUCUAGUUAUACCAACUUCAGCAACGACCGCACACUAGCAAUACACAGUGGUCUACAUCCCCACACGCAAACCUCAACCAAAAAGACUCAUCAGGGCUCGAGGGGGUGUCUAACUUGGUGUUACGGUGUGUUUGACCAUAACUUAAAUUUGCGCUGGAAUAUCCCUUUAAAAAAAAUCAAUGUGGCCCUGAUUUAAUCUGUGCUGUUUACUGGAGAAUGUGUACCUUAGACUGUUUAAGUAGGACUCACUAUCUUCCUGUGUUACCACUUGUGUUGUCACUAGAAAUAUCCUGGAGAAGACCUGGAAAAAAAAAGAAAAACAGGAAAAUGUGGAAACCCUGGUCUACAUAUUUAUAGUCAGUAAUGACGAAUGAGGCAAAAAAAAAAGUUAAAAUCUUUUCAGAUGACGGAAACAGUUGAUCUUUAGCUCAAUAUCCAUCUUUUUUAAAGGGCUAAUUCAGUGAAAAACUGCCUCAAAAGUUUGAAGAAAAUUAUUCGAAGUAAUGCUUUUAUUUGGCAAACACCUGAUGAGCCAGACUCUCCAAAAGUAAAAAAAAGAUCCCGUGGCACACCUCGAGCUAACAAGAAUUUUUAUAUUUUGUUGGUUUAAUCCAAAAGAGUGUUCUGGACUUGGUCUGCAUCGAGCUGGUUUCCUGGCAUCAUGUUAAUUAGCAGCAAUUUAAAGUUCUGGUCCAUAGAUUUUGUAACCUAAAUGGGGCGCUCACACCAAGCGCAAGUAAAAUCAUCUACUCGCUUAAUUUAGGCGAACAGGCUGUGAUGGACAAAGGUUUUUUACAUCUUACAUCAGGUAAUCCGUCCUUUUUAUUCCGUUUGCGGUAACUGAAAGAAAUGUAUCGUAUGAUUCGGGGCACCCACACACCAACACGGUCAGUUUGUCCUCCAUCUUACGUCACCCGGCAACCUUAGUGUUGAUUAGUCAUCGCGACACGAAUAUUUGCUCAAGUCGAGACAUUUUCAGCUCCCGCCUAAUUUGCGUCAUUCAUGCCGCCAGAGUAGUACGAGUGUCUAAUCAUGUCUUUGCAUUGACUUAACAUGUAAUUCAGUCGCGCAAAUGAUUUUACUCGCGCUUGGUGUGUGACUUUCAGGGGAUCAUUCACUUACAAAUGUAUCUAUCACCCUUAAAAGAUGCUUUUGUUUGUGUUUGAGGGUCAAACUCAGUACUUCUGGUUUCCAAGUAAUUCAAAGAGGACCCUGCAAUAUUCAGCACAUUUGUCCAACACCCCUGGCUCAAUCUUUGGGACAAAAAUGGAUGCCUCUGCAUGCAGACACAAGCUAUUCUGGUCCACGAGUUUGUCAUCAUAUCCCCGGUGUGUGUCUCUGUCUAAUUGUACCCAGAAACCCAAAAUAAGUUGUCCUUAUAGAGCCCCUUGAGCUCACACAAAUCCCUGAAUACCAAUGCAGCGCAGUGCAUCAUUGAUAGGUGUUAAGGGUAUUCAGGCAUUAUUUAUGGCAAGCAGUUGUUUUCAAAGAGGCUCCUCAGCAGAACCAGGAUAAAUUAUGCAGCUCAAUUUCACCCUCAGUCCCAGUGUAGAUAAAUACGAUCAACAUAAAUGACUUAAAUCCUCAGAGUAAAGCAUCCAGGAGAGAUUAUUAAUCAUUUUCAUUCUGAGAUUUUAGCUGUACUGUAAAAAAAUCUCAGGUCAUGACCCAAACUCAGCUCAGUCAGCAAGACUUCAUUAAUAUUUCUGCUGUUUUGGCCUCCGUGGCUCUGUUUGUAGUUGAGCAGAUGCCCGGGUUCAAUAUGUGACAAGGUAAUCACCCAGAGAGGCAGUAUUGUGCAGGCGGGAAAGCACUUUGUAGCUCUGUGACUUGUGUCACCAGCACUUGGCAGCCGGCAGGACCAAUCAAUGUAGCAAGAUAAUGAAAGUAAUAUUUAGUCGACCAUCCAGCACGGGGGGGGGACUAAUUAGCUGCUUGAGAGGGAAGACUGAUGGCUGCUGUUGCAUUGGAAAUGUAUCUCCCUGAUGAUGACUGUUGAAGGAAAAACUAAAUGAAGACCUCCUGAUUAUCUGACGCGGGGUGAGACUCCGAGGACUCAAGAUUGUACAAACCUUUUAAAAAAAUCUGUCUUGCGCUUAAAAGGACAAAUGUUUCAUUUGAACUCUGUCCAUUGCAGGGAGAUUCAAUACCUGUCAAUUAAAGAGUUCUGCUUAACUUCUCUUAAUUGCAAAGUGGGAAAGAAACGGUAUUUCCAUAGGAGUGGAUAUUUUCCUCAAGUUAAACAAAGUGUGAAUGAAAGAGAAACAUUUCCUGGGCACUGCGUGUUUGCUCUGAGCUUGAACCACAGUGCCACCUACUGUUCUGUUAGCAAACUGCAGCUGAGAUACUUGAAAGUAUACGUAAACGUUUAAUUCAAGUGUGGAUCAUUUUGUUUUUUUAAUGAUGACAUUUAUAAGAUUUAUGAUCCUCUUUUCUCUCCUCCAGACAUUGAUGAAUGUGCUCUGCACACCCAUAACUGUGGGAUGGGUUUUGUGUGUAAGAACACCAUGGGCUCUUUCCUGUGUAAUCCCAAGCAGAGGUGCAUGAGCGGCUUCACACAGGAUUCUCAUGGCAACUGUAUCGGUAAGACUCAGUCAGCAGGAGACUUUGAAACAUCUGUGGCACUCCGAAUCCUGCUGGCAAAAUCUAAACCACUCUCUUUUACUUUUCAGCCUGUGACCUCAAAAUAGUAAUGUUAGGCAUGUAGGCCAAUCCAAAAUGGACAUAAGAAGAAGAUAAAUAAACACAACAGCCAGACCACCAAAGUAUCACUAAAGAGGCAUUUAAGAAAGGCUAGAAGUUGGAUACAGGUGAUCCAUACAUGUAGACUGAAGCAGUGAAAUAACUAUUGAAGAAACAGACACAGACAUGAGUCUGUUUGUGUCUCAGCUUCAUACUGGCUCAUAGUCAGAAACUUAUUUUAUUUGCAUGACUUUUAUUAAUUGCAGCUCAUGUGAGAAGCUUUUUUUUGGUAUGAAAUAAAUUAAAACUUAUAGUGAUUGCCUUUUUGGAAAAGCAGACAGGCUGCAUCUUUUUUUACCAUUUCUAUACUGUGAUUUUUUUCAUGCCUGAAACUGGUAGUGAAGUUUAUGUCAGAGGACUCUGCCUAUGCACUUAGAGGAUGAAGUUAAUGUCGCAUUCACACCAAGAGCUAAAGAAAGUAUCUGCGCGACUGAAUUACAUCCAUAGACUGUAUAUACUAUGGAUAACUUGGUUCCGCCUUCCGUCAUUAUACAAAUUUGAAGCCAAAUUGCUCUCAGUAUUUCCAAGAUUUUCUCCACCUCCUGGAACCACCACUUGCGCAGUAGCGUUGUAUGCAUUCAGCGAGAAAGUCGCUGUGAGUCACUGUGAUGACACUCGGCUCAAAUAGUGUAUCUCCCUGGGUGAGCUAAGCAAUCUUCGUACGCCCAUCGGCUGUAUCAAGUGUCAAUCAUAGACAACUUGAACCCCCUAAUAACUUUUAAAAAUUGAGCUGCCCAGAAAAAAGAGGACUUGAGCACAAACCAGUCUUACAGUAACUACAUGUCAAAAAUCGCAAGCAGGGGGGAGAAAAAUUUAUAUUUUGUGUAAUAAAUUUCUAAAGUUUGUCCACAGCUCCAUAGGGAUUGCUGGAGAAGGCUGGAUUUUUGACCUAUACUGCAACCCGUCACCAGAGGGUGCUGUUCUCACAGUGGCUUCACCCAGCGAGGAGGCAGACUCUGUCCAUUCUAUAUACAGUCUAUGAUUAGAUCAAGUCAAUGCAAAGAUGUGAUUGGGCGCAGCAGAUUUCCACGUUCUUGUGGUCCCUUGAAAUAUAUUUUUGAUACAUAAAUUAAAAUUAUAUUAAAGUAAAAUCUUACAUCAAUAGUUUUGUCAGGUUAGAUGGUCAUUAAGUGACAACUAUCAACCCAAACAUUUCAAGUCUGACUCAGCCAGAGAUCACAAAACAGUAAUUGUGGUCUUGUUUAAAUCAACAGUCGUUUCCUGCUUGGAUGCACUGAGCCAAAAGUGCUCCGUGAUUAUCAGUGAAACUUUUAUAUCCUUCAUUUCCUGCAUGAAAAGAAUUAAAGCCAGCUUUACUUUGAAUGUUUAAAAGGAUCAUCUUAAGACUCAGCAACAUUAAAAACUACUAUUGAGUGCAAUAACACAACUGUUUGUGCAUCUGGUGCAGUAUAGAUGUGUCACUGAGGAUAGACAACUUCUUCAGAUGUCCUCAAAUAUAAACUUGAAAAUCUGUUGUGUCUUUCCAGCCGUCUACAUCUUAAUUUUCCCCAGGCUCAUCCAUUUGUAACAAUUUUAAGAAUUUUGUCUCUGCUUUUUGAACACUAUACAGGACUUUGUGGAUACAUUUAAGGUGCUUUACCAGUUCACAGAGGGUGGUUUAAAAAGCAGGACUUAUUACAUUCAGCUUUGCAAUUUUUGCGAAUAUCAUUCACUUACUACAAAGUCCUUCUGAAUAAAUUCACAUAUGCUGAAUCUUGAAUUCUCCAUCCACUUUAAUACCACUGCUCCUGACAAUUGAAAACACAUCAUACAUAAAUAUAUACCACUAAUAAGUCAGCCGGUGUGCACCAUUACAUUAUCCUGGUGGUCAUAAGUACAGGCCUGUCAUUCAGGAUUAAACAUCCUCACAAUCACUCGCCUGUAAAGCCUUGACUUCCUUCACUGUCUUCAGGUUUUAUCCUCUCUCUCUCUCUCUCUCUCUCUCUCUCUCUCUCUCUCUCGCGCACUCUCUAUCUUUCUUUAUGCAGACAUAAACGAGUGCAGCAGCCUGAGUGAGCCGUGCAGCCCCGGCUCUAACUGUAUCAACACAGUGGGCUCCUACACCUGCCAGAAGAAGGUCAUAACCUGCAACCAUGGCUACCAUGCCAGUUCGGAUGGAGCCAAGUGUGUUGGUGAGAUUAACCUCAGUAGCACAACAGCAUGGACAGAGGAGGCGGGAACUAUAGCAAAAUGUGAAUGAAAGCAUCGAGGUUUGUGGCUGGAACAGGAAUACUCUAUUCAAUGGUCACAAAGUACCGAGAAAAAGACAAAAUGUGCUUCAGUAUCGUCCUUCUAUUCAGAAGAAGACCCAACAAUAAGAAUUAAAAACUGCAUUCAGUGCUGAUGAAAAUAUCAAGCAUAAUUGCAGAUCAUCUAUACUGGCUUUUUACUUCUUUUGGAGAUCACUGAAAAAAUUGGUGAAAACACAUGCCUGAGUUUCUGAGUGUUUGUACAGUGUCUGUAUUUGUGUUUCAGUGGGUCAAUGCUAAGGUAGUACAUCUUUGUCUCUGCCUAUCUAGACAUUGAUGAGUGUCAGAUGGGGACACACCGCUGUGGAGUGGGCCAGAUCUGUCACAACCUUGCUGGCAGCUACCGCUGUGACUGUCAGACGGGCUACCAGUACGACGCAAUCCGCAUGACCUGCAUCGGUACGUUUUGCUAUGUCAGGGCUGCAAGAUGAUGAUGAUGAGCAGAUUUGAGGUGUAUUAUCCAAAUUGUUUUUGGCAGUGGAAGAAAAAAUGAAUGAGGUCUAUUAACGCUUAAAAUUCAAAACUUUCAAGAUUCAUCACUGAGAGUAAAAUUAAUGAGCUGAAAGCUGCACAAACAGACAGCCAUCAUGGAGAAAACUGUCUCUGUUAUCUCAGGGCAUAAACCAUAAUGACAUUUUGAAAUGGUUCAAUCAAUACACACAAUUUGAGCAUGGAAACAGGAAAAACCAAGUGUACUGCAACUUACAGACUUUUUCUCUCCCCUUGUGAGGCAGAAGUUGCAGCCAAAGCUGGAUCAUGACUGUCCUCCUUAAAUAUCAUCCUGUUUAUUGAAGUGAAACGUUGUUGCAGUAACAUUUAGAGAGCGCCUAAACAUGUCUGAUGACAUUUCUCAUAAUGACAAAUGAGUUGGUAAAGAGGACCCAGUUGAGCUUCAAACAAACUUUUAUCCCUGCAGGAGGAGAAGACGGUGGAGAAGGAUGCACUAAAUGGGCUCCCAAAUAGUAUAGAAUAUAUAUUUUCCAAGCAACUUUGUAGUGAGAAGCACUAAGAUUAUGUCAAAUAAUUCACCUAUUAUACUUAUUUUCACCUUUUGCAGUGGUGCAGGAUUUGCAGCUCCUCAUUUUUCUCAUACUGGCAUCAAUUUUAGCAGCAUUCAGCCGCCGCCUGAAACUCCUUGUUUAGCUGCUUUCCCGGUGAAAUCAAGACAAAGUGUUUGGGUGUUACUUUUUACACAUCUUCGUAUUUAUGAAAUGACUGGAAACUUAGACAGAAAACAUCUGAGGCUUGCCAACCACACCCUCGCUAGUUCAUCAUUGUAUGUGUUAUAUCCUUCACCGUUGUGUUACUAAAUAUAACAAUAAUUUCUUAGACCACGAUGUUACGCUAAAGGUUUAUUGACGUCGAGAACAUAGAGAAGGCUACCCUGCAUGCACCGGAUGCAUGUCAACUAUGGGUCCUAUGAUAACCCAAAAUACACAACAGUAUGUUUGCUAGUGUUAUAUUCAGUGGCAAGCAGUGACCUUUUACUGUGGUCAUGCUGAAGUGUCAACCCCAUGCGAGCGCCCGCAAGGGUGCAACUCAAAAAUUUCAACUCAAACAUUUAUUAAUAAAAACACAUAAUAUGGUUUUUAACUGCAAUAUCAACUCAGUUUUGACAGACACUCUCACACUCUCCAUGUUGCCAACAAAGUGUGUGAAUUUACAGUGUAUAGAUCGGCUGAAUGAAAGCAGAAAUAUUCAGGACUGAAGGUCCUUACACACCAGCAAAUUUGCAGAGCGAAGCGAAAACGCGAGACGAAUAUGCGAAAAUAUUCGCCGGUCCGAAAAAUCGCUUUCGCUUAUACACACCGGGCGACCAUUCUGUGGUUACACACUGUCUCCCAUCGUUGCUCUUGGUGCCAGUGGUGGUGUGUGUCGUGUGAACUGCAGCCGCAUGGGUCUGUGACGUCAACAACAACAUGACUUUUGAUUGGCCAGAGGUCUAGCAGGUCCAGAUAUUCGCCUGCGAAUCUCCGAAAAAUUCAACACUAGAGCAAAAAAAUAAAAGACGCUUUUCGUCCCGUGGAAAAAUCGCCGCCGGUGUGGAAGCUUGCAUUGACUUUAUGCUGUAUUAAAAAAAGGCGAAUAAAGGUGAAUAAUUUGACUGGCGAAUUCGCGCCUUGACACAGGUUGAUGCACGCACACACAUUAAUGUAACCAGCUCUGUGGUGAGUCAAAUGACACAAUCACAUGCUUACAAAGUUACCAACAACAUUUUGGACUUAACAGUAUUCGGAACUUGCUUGCGCCCAUGAAGUGGGCUCAACCCGGGUUCAGCUGUGCUCGAGUGGAGCGGGAGAGAGGAAAAGCGUCCCGGCGCAGCGGCAGGGAGUGAGGAUUUCAGCACCGCUGAACAAUUCAAACAAGCCAGUUAUGCGCAUGCGUGUUGGCAGAUAAGCUGCUUCAGUGACAGCAUUUUUGCUAUUCAAAAUGCUCAUCAACUGUAAAUACAGCCUCUUGCACUAACUGUAUUACUCGGUAUCACAGUGCGCAUGAGCGAAACAAGCUGUCCGCUUUCCAGCUUUUCGCAAGCAAAACGGGUCAGAUUGGGCAGGAAUUUAAGACCAAAACAAUAUAUCUAAGGUAUUGUAUAACUGACCACACUGACAGAUUAAUAUGUUCAGUGAUUUUUAUUGAAGGGCUUGGGCAUGCACUGCAUUUACAGCUUAUUAUGACCGCUCACCCCUGGUUAUAUUACCUGCUGUUAUGUUGUCGCUUAGGUCCAGAGUUUAGUUGGUGUGUGGCAGCCAUCAGCACAAACACUGACCGCCAUAUAUAUAGCUAGAAUAAACAUGUAGGGCAACACUGUUUAUUACAAUAAGACUAGUCAAAAACUCCCCACAGGAGCUUUAAUGUCAGCGAGGGAAACAUCUCAGCUCUCUUAAAAAGCUAAAUCUAAAGUGAUCAGCCUUUUCAUGAUCACCUGCUGCUAACCAGCCAUCAUUAGUGUAGUCACUGAGUUUCUGCUAUUUACAAAAUACCUUUCUAUAAUAUCCAUUUCACAUUUCUUUCUCUUUUUUUCAGCACUCAGAUGUCUCUACGCUCGAAUAAAGAACCUCUUCUGUAUAAUACGCAAUAGAAAUAUGAUCCUUAAUCGAAAUUCUUGUUUUAUUCUGCAAAUGAAGGUUCUUAAUUGCUGCUAACCUUUGAGCUCAGUUGAUUGCCAAUAAGAGACAAUGUUUUGCACUGAUACUUGAAGGUGAUCUCAAAUACUACACUGAGAGCCACCAGUGUAUUUACCAUAUUAGCCAGAUAGAAAUAAUUAGCUUAUACUGUGUAAAAGUGUCUGUACACAUCAGCGGCUGUGUGUCUUGAUGAGAGCUGGCAUUGAGUCCUCAGAGGCCCAGAGGUAUCUUACUGCAGUCUAAUGGCUCCUUCCUCUGCUCUGACAGAUGUAAAUGAGUGCUGGCGCUAUCCUGGCAGGCUGUGUGCCCAGACCUGUGAAAAUACCCCAGGCUCCUACCACUGCUCAUGCACAGCCGGCUUCUCUCUGGCAAUGGAUGGCAAGAACUGUGAAGGUAAGCCUGACUGUUCCUGUGACAAAAUAGUUGUUCAGCCCAUUAUUCAGAUGGACUUUUCUGUUUUCUGUAAAGAACAUAGAACAUAAAGUUAAGCCUCAGGGGACAACACAGGCAGAAAAUUCAAAUGCAGCCUCUCACAGUCUUUGGCAGAUCAAAUAUAGAUGGUAAACUGUUCAAGAGUCCUCUGCAGGUCUUUGUUAUCAGCAGAGCCUUUUUUCUCUGUUGGAAUUUAAUUCAGUCUCCAUCUCUUGGAUGCAGAAAUCUUUUACAUGCACAUCAAAUGGUUUCAGGUUUAGUCUUCUGUGGUAAAGACAUGGCAGUGCUUCAAAGAGCAAAGCUGCACAGCAGCGUGAUUCACAUUAUGCUCAGUUUGUCGCAACCAUAAUUCAGGAAACUCAUUUAGUUUGUUGAGGUUUGUGUUCUCUGUUAAGCUGGAGCCUUCUUUCUUUUUAUAAUUAUUAAAAAAACACUCAUCUGAGUGAAAUAAUUAGAUGGUGUUGAGUGUUUUUUAGAUUUAUUUGCUCCAGACACUAGUAACAUGUCUUUCUUAGGAAAACAGUUUAAUCAAACAGAGCAUUAUUCUCGCCGGAAAGGAAUCUGAAAUCUGCCUUUUCAUGUUUCUUUUGAUGAUCACUCCCUCGUCUGGUGAAAUGGUUGAGUUUAAUUGGUAGUGAGAGGAUAUUUUUUAACAUCUUGCUACAUAAAACCAAGGAGAGAUCAAGCCACCCAUGAACUGAUUGUUCCAGAAAAUUAAGUGUUCAUCUCUUUCAAGGUUGUCUUCGUUUAUUGUGACUAUAUUUCACAGGCACACCUGCUGCCUCUGACACUCACUCCAUUAAUCAAAUACUUACACCUGAAAAUGGUUUGUAAUGUGUUUUUCACAAACUACCGCACCUAAGUAUUUUUCUUAAGGGGGGGUGAGAUACAAGGAAGUAGUGGGUGAAAAACUAGCAGAUAAAACGACUGAGCCUGAGAGACUUUCUGUAAACCAUGAAAAGCACCGUAACUGUAUUCUUUCUUUCUGUGUAGAUAUCAAUGAAUGUGACAAAAACCCCUGCAGCCAGGAAUGUGCCGACAUCUACGGCUCGUAUCAGUGCUACUGUCGCCAAGGAUACCACCUGAAAGAGGAUGGACACACCUGUGAAGGUAUUUCACACUAAAGUACACACAUAUCUCCAAGGAAAAUCAAAAGUGGAUUAAGAAGGCACCAAAACAAAUGUAAACUAAAUUGAAUAUUCGACUGUCAUAAAGCCUGAUGCAUUUUUCUUCCAUACUUAUACUUAAUGGGGCAGACACAUUACUUCAAGUCAGUAUGCACAAGAUGUUGAUGCUAGGUGUCUUCAUGUCUAAAGAAACAACGUGUUGUAAAAAUGAAACUUAUGUUUUUAAGACAUUUCAUGCUAGAGCACAUGUUAAAUCUAUUGACAUCCAAUACAACAGGCCAGCCAUUCAGCUCCCUCAUUAAAGUCCCACUCCGAUCAGUUACUACUUAAUGUGUUAUCAAUGGUCUUUAAAUUGUGAUUAUGAAGUUUUUUGCCAAAAUCACGUUACCUGUGUCAUUUUCAAGGGCUUGUCUUCUCCAGUAGCUCAUUAGCAAUUCACCUCUGAAACCGCUAACGCACACGCUUGUUCUGCCAUCGUCCUCUUUACUUUUCUGAGUCUGACCUGCAUAGCAGUGCUCUGGGGGCGGAGCUUAGAUUUGCUGCAUAGUAAAUCUCACUGUAUCUGAACCUGCCAGAGAUUCACAGAGAUUUGAGUGCAGAAAUACUCAGAAAUGCAAUUUCGCACUUAGUUUUUUUCAUGAUAUGUCCUGUAGCAUCAGAAAAAUUAACAUAUGAACAUGGAAAAAACAAGAAAAACAUGUUUUCAUCAGAGUGGGACUAUAAGUUAUCUCAGUGAUAAAAUAUAUUUAUUGACACUGUCCGGCUGUUUUUUUACUGAUAUUGUAGUUUUUAAUGUGGUGGAAGUGGUUUGCUACUCAGUUGUUCAUUGUUUUAUUCUCCAAUCAAAAAAAGGAAAGAAGGAUGUAUAUCAAACACAUUAUGUGCUGUUACCUCAGCUGUGGACACCUAAAUAAUUAAAUCGACUGGUAUAAUCUUACUAUGAGUGGCUGUGUUUGAUCACAUUUAAUUCCAGACAUUGGUGCCCCUUGGUGGUAAAGUCCAAUCAGACAAUAAAGCACCACUUAUAAAGGCCCAAAGAUCUCUUACUCUGCAUCUCAGUGAUCAAAUCUGAGUGAGGAAUUGUAAGACAAAAACAAAAGUGUAAUCAAAGAACAACAGCAAUACUGCCAACAGAGACAGCAGACAAACCAGUUACAGCAGGAAUCCAAGUAAAAUCAUCAAAAUGAUGUGACCUUUUCUCUUUGUUCUUCAAAGAAACCUUUAAAGAGAAGCUGAGCACCUUUCAGGCCCCAGUUUUUAAUUUUCCAUGAAUGCUCAGGUAAGAUUGACAAAAGCCAGGUUCUUGACACCAGUUUGGUCUCAGGCGCCAAGAGAGAAAGUUACCGAAACUAAUUCCCCAAACAGACAUGCAAGCAUUACUCUGUGCUCACUAUGUGCUCUUGGAACUCUUUACCUGAACCUGCCACAUGGAUGUUUUUCACCAGAUAUUGAUGAGUGCUCCCAAAGUAUUGGAAACCUUUGUGCCUUCCAGUGUGUGAAUGUUGCCGGCAGUUACAAGUGUGCCUGUCCUCCUCAUGGAUACACCAUGUCUGCCAACGGACACACCUGCAGAGGUGAGACUAUAAUGUCAGUCAUGUUUUUUUAUUCAUUUUCUUGUUUUUAUGACAACUUUUACUUUCGACCUGAAGGUAGGCAAAUAUCGGUUUUGAUUUUCGAAAUGUAGAAAUGUAGAGAGAUUCCUCUCUAAAUGUAUUGUCAUUUUUUCAGACAUUGACGAGUGCACAACUGGCACCCACAACUGCUCAUUCACACAGACCUGCUAUAACCUGCAGGGAGGCUUCAGGUGUCUCUCCUUUGGCUGCCCUCACAACUACAAGAAGGUGUCAGACUCGUGAGUAAAGUCUUUUUGUCUGGGAAAGGACGCAUCACGCUCCGUGGCCUGGCUUUUUCUUUCAUAGAUGUUGGCAUAUAAAAUAAAUUUGGCUCACAAAACUGAAUUUUCGUAUGAGGGCCUAACUCCGGAUUGAAUAUUUACAGAAUCUUAAUGAUGUGAGAAAACCGGAUAAACAGGUAAUUUUGAGUGAAAGUUGCUUUUAUUGUAUUUAUUUAUUUAUUUUUUUGUUCAAAUUUUCGAAGUAAAUUACUCUUCUGAUCACUGAAAUAAAUCAUCUGGUCAUCCGUGCCAACGCAGCAGCAGGACGGAGAGGGGACACAGACAUGUCAGGUGUCGGGCCAUAGAGUGCACCCCUGCCGUUGAAUGCACCCCCUGAUGAGAGCGCGGUUGAAAGUACACAACAAGGCGAAAUAACCCAAGUUUUCCGUACCAUUGGAUAGAUUCAAAAGUGUGGGCUUUUAAUGAUUUCAUUCAGGCUAUUCAGAUAAGGCGAAAACAAUAGCCCUCUGAUUCGGAAUAUUUGCUGCCAUGAAAAUACCAAACUGGCUGUGCACUGGGCUCUGCCAGACGAAAAUACCAGUGCGUGGGGCCUCGUCGCUGGCGGGCACGAAAAUAGAGCCCUAAGUCAGAUGGCUCGGAUCAGCUCAGUCCCUUCUUGGUCUGUCUAUGCAACUCCCCACUCUUCUGUGCUCCAGUGGACAGAAACAGCACACACACACCCACCACUUUGCCAAGAGGAGACAUCUUAUUAGUGUUAUCAAGAGACACCUUGUUAACUUAAGUGUGACAUGGUCUGGCUUGGGAUAGAGAGAAAUCUUUCAUUCAAGGCAUGGCUUGGCAGAAAGAGACCAAGGCUGAGAUUGAAAAUGUCCUCUGGUUUGCCUCAAGUGCCACACUGUGAUUCAUGGGCAGAAACCAAAACACUCUUGUUUUUGGCAAGAGUGUGCAAAGUUUAUUGAGCAAUGCAUCAAACUUUCCUCCAUAAUUCUCAUGUGUAAUGAAUCAGCAGUCAGCAAGAGAGUGAGGAGGCAGACGAGGAUAGCCCUGCAAGAGGCACCUGGAGGUCAUACAGCUGCUCGACUGUUUGUGUGCUAAUACGAGCUUUUUCCCUAGACUUAAAUGAUAUUUUAUUUAAUAUACUGCACGGAAAAUCCUGACCAAUCCUGAUAAAUGUAGAAAUGGUCUUUGACCUUCAUUUACUCACGCACAUAAUAGCUCUAUUGCAGACGCUGUACAGCCUCACAGCAGCACAGGAGUAUGGGGGAAGUUUGUAUUCUUAAGCCGAAAACAUACAGGAUCCAUAAUGAGUGCGUCCCGUCAGCAUUGCGUAUCUACUCCGUCGAGCAGCACUGUGUAUGGCACAAAUUAUGCAUAUUUGGAGCACGGUAGCAGCGUAGAGGAGCCUCGGUCAGCCGGGCUCAGUAUAGAGGAAACAACAUGCUCACAACAGGUUGUUUUUCCUUUCUGUGGUCUAUUUCCUGCUAAUUUGGAUAUAAUUCAGUGACUGUUGAGCCUCUUCUAUAUGUGAAAAAGCAAUGUGAUUUUACAGCUGUGGUUUUUGCAGGUUUACUUGUGUUUAAUAAAGUAAACUAUGUUCCUUUAUGUUGUGCUGUUACCCUCAGACUGAGUUAGCAGUUAAAAGUCCUGUUGGGGUCCACAUGGAUCAGGGAUUGACCAUCGGAUUGCUCUGUGUUACUGAUAAAUCCAUAACCAGGAAGUAUUUCUCAUCUACACGAACUGAUACACAGUCAGGGGUCUGCAUAUGGUGUUUUAUUUUGAAAUACCGGAUGACGUGCGGUUUGAUACCCUGUCUAGAACAAUUUUCUCUGUGUAGAUUGGCGCGCAUUGGAAGCGUAGAGAAGCAAAAAUAGACUCGACGCAUAUCUUUAGCAGAGCUGCCUACCUGUAUGUUUUAGCUUUUAUUGUCUGUCUCAUCCCUUUUCUUCUUCCCCUCUUAUAUUUGUUGACUUCUCCUCAGACGCUGUGAGCGGAUCAGCUGUCCUGCCAACUCUUUGGACUGUCUCAACUCACCAGUCCGCAUCACUUACUACAAGCUGAGCUUCCAGACCAACAUCAUCAUUCCUGCUCAGAUCUUCCGGAUCGGACCAUCCCCCGCCUACUCUGGAGAUCAUGUCGUCAUCAGCAUUAUUAAGGGCAACGAGGAGGGCUACUUCAGCACCAGGAAGCUCAACAGCUUUACUGGGGCCGUCUACCUGCAAAGACAAGUUCGCAAGCCCAAAGACUUCCUGAUCGAUGUGGAGAUGAAGCUGCUGAGGCAGGGGUCGGUCACCUCUUUCCUUGCCAAGAUUUAUGUCUUCAUCACAUCCAGUGCCAUGUAA